ACAUUAACAUGCAAAAAACAACAUAAGUCACGGAAAACCAAAUCAUGCCAAAAUAAGGAAUUCACAAACUGUUUGGGAAUUGGCAAGGAAUGAUGCGUUGGGCCCGUGCAGGCGUGCUAACCUGGCGAUGGGGCAGACUUGUGGAUUUAGAGGGAUAACAAUGGAAAAGUUGUGUUUGUGAACAGGUUUUUGCCCCCAAAAAGUUGUUGUUUCGCUUUUCCUCCCAGCACGGAUGUGGUUUCCCGGAAUCGACAACAUGUAAGUUUGGAGAAUCCUGAAGCACCAAACUUUCUCUGAGCCUUUUUAUCACUAAAUAUGCUUUUGAAGUUUGAUACCUUGCCAACAAAUAAGCUUUAAAAACGUGUGGUUUUCGUGCCGUUAGUUUGCAGGGGGAGAAUGGACCACUUCUCCAAAAGGUGUUUGGAUUUGUGAUACGGGUGGAGUGAAAAUGUAUCUGUGAAAUCAGACAAAGAAAGACAUGAACAAUGGCAGAAAAGGAGAGGAAGAAUGCAGCCGUCUAUCGCAGCGUUUCUAUCAAAAAGUUGGGGUCCUGGAGCACCAACAGGAGUGAGGACCAGCAACCUAAAUCAGAGGAUUUAGAGGCAGCUGGCGUCGCCCUUCCCCUGGAGCCCAACAAAGCAGAACAAUCCCUGGCGACGCGUAAUGUCAGUGUGUCAAGAAAAGUUUCCAAAAUCACUGCCACCACCACCGCCAGCCUCCCAACCGCAGAUUCAAAGCGAGGCUCCUCCACUGCUCUCUCCCCUAUUUCUCCAUCUAUCCGCCAGCUCACAGAGAGAUUCAACAGUAGCGGCUCCUCCAGGACGCACAGAGCCUCACCGAGAGACGGCGCAGCAGUGACGCGGGGGAGCAGCACUCUUCUCCGGGACAGGGGCUCCAGGAGUGACCCCUCGCCGUCUCGUUUAACUUUUCACGAGGACAGCAUCGGUGGAUCUUUACAGGACAACGAAUCUAUCACAACUCGUGAUUUAAUCGCAGACAAUAAGGUGCCAAAGUUUCACUCUGGCACUGACUCAGUGUCAGGCUCGGACUCGGAGAGAAAAAGGGAAAAGCGGAUUUUUACACGUUUGUCAACCGACAGCAACUCUGGUAAGAGAGAUUAUACACAGAUCGAUGCAUGUCCUUCUUAUCCCAGCAAGACUGUGAUCGCAGAUGAGGAAGAGGAUGUUACCGUCCGAGGGGCUCCCCCACCCUGUAAAUCCCACAGAAGUUAUCUUUCUACACACCAUAGUAAUUUCACUCCCCUGCACUCGGACAAGUGGCCCAGUGUCACCAAAAUUAGACAAAUUUUUGAUGAGAGACAAAGCCCAUCUAAGCAGCAGUGUAAGAGUGACAUUUGUGAGAAUUUAAAAUCAGCAGGCAGAGGCUCUUUACAAGAGCUCAGCCACAGUGAGAGUUCUCCUCUUUCAGACAAAAGUGACAAACCCUCAACUUGUUGCCCUGCUAAUGAUACCAGUACUCAGUCUUUGCAUGGAAAACACAGAGUGGAAGCCCAAAGACAAGAAAACAGUGCAGCUAAAGAGGCGUCAUUUCAAGGUAUGGACUUAUGCUCUGAAACUGAUAGGCAGCAUUUCUCAAAGGAUGACAGGGCAGACAUAGAGACAAGACAUUUCAAAACCAACACAGCUUCUUGUAAAAGUACUUUUCAAAGCAGCAGCAGUAGCAGUCACAGUUGCACUGGGUGUAAUCAGCACCAGAGGAUUAAACCAUCCCCAUGCAGGUCCCGUAGUCCCAGCACUGAAGCAGAGGCUACCCAUGAGACCCACAGGACUACAGGGUUGACAUCUGACCCCAGCCCUGACCUUCAACCCCCUGCUACUUCGUCUUGGAGUCAAUCCCUCAGUUCAGACACCUCCUCCUGCUCCUCCUCUCUUCUGCAGCCGACCGUUAGGGAGAGAAGGGAUAGACAGGGGGUCGGGCUGCCCAGGGAUAGUUUACAUUCCUCACAUAGCUCCUCUAGAGCGCCAGCCCCUACCUCCUCCUCCUCCCCUGCUCCAGCUCCAGAUAAAGCCAUUACCUCCUUCUCUACUGUAGCUCCCUCCUCUGAGCAAAGAGCCCCAACUAGAGUUGUCUCUUCUAUCAGCUCCCGCUGGAGAUUCAGCUCUGGAGACGAAGAGGAAAAGUGUACCAGGAGAAGGAGAGGUGGUGCAGGAGGCAGUUGGGGUGGUCCUUCCGGCCCGGCUCCUUCUGUCUCCUGUAGACCAGGGGAAAGGGGUGCCACAGAGCGAGGGGGUAGCUAUUUAUCCCGCACUAAAAAUGGCUGGUGGGGCGCAAAGAGCAUUGGUAGGUCUUCAGGCAGUGAGGAGGACAGUCCUGGUUCUUUAGGCCCCCACAGUCGGGAAGCAGUACGCCGUCGCUCACUGAGAAAGAAGAAGAAAGUUAGUGGUGCUCCAGCAACAGGGCGUGAUGAAUAUGAAGAUCAUGAUGGCGAAUCUGAAGACAGUGACAGUGACACAGCCUUGACAAUGGAGCACUUAGAGAGGCGCCACCAGCAAAACACAGAGGGAGCAGGAACACUAUCUCGCAGCCACUCUGCAAGACUACCCAGUAGUAACAGUAACAGAGCCAGGGUGCAACAAUGGGAGCGCAUCUCCUCACCAGUGACAUCCAAGACACUUCCUGGCGUAUCACGAGUGUCAAAGGUCAAUAUUCCUCCAUUUGUUUCCAGCCCUGGUGGUUCACGUUGCAGCAGCCGAUACUCCAGCACUGAGACACUGAAGGAGGAGGACCAGGCUAGCUGUGCCAACCGUGCACCAAAUGUGUUUGCCAACCAAGGAGGACCAGGAAGCAGGACUGCAUCUUCAUCCGUGCUGAGUAAAACUUACCAUGGCAAUUUCACCAUGUAUCGCUCCCCAAGUUUUGGCCACGGAGAUAACUUUUCCCAUGCCCCUGUGCGGGUGCGACCCAAAAUUGUGCCUACAGUUGUCCCCUCACCUAGUUUGCCUGCCAGAGAAUGUGAGGUCCCCGCAGGAGUUAGGGGUGAAGGGACUACGGCACUCAGGAGGACAAUUGGUAGGGAUAUAGUGGAUGAUAACGGCACUAAUCGAAUAUCCAUGUCCAACCCAGAUAUCGCCUCAGAAACUAUGUCACUCUUAAGUUUCCUGAAAUCUGACCUGUCAGAGCUUAAGGUGCGGAAAACAGGUGGGGACAAGUCAGGGGCUGUGGAGGGAUCAUCAGUGUACAGGAUGGGGUCAAGGACCCACGGGGGUACGCUUCUACCAUCUGGACACCGCCCAUCCUUGAAAGACUUGACUGCCACCCUGCGGCGUGCAAAAUCCUUCACUUGUGCAGAUAAACCGUCAACAGUCAGGAGGUGUUACUUAACUGGUAGUACCACAAAGAGGAGCUCCUCUGAGCAGCAGCUUGACAUGGAUGAAGAGAGGGAUGGAGGCAGGGUGUCUGUGUCAGACCGGGAAGUAGAAAGUGAUGGGGGUGAUUUUAGGGUUGGGAGAGGUCAAAGAUUGAGGGACUUUGGAUUUAAUGAUGACGACGAGGAGGUGAUUCCUCCAUUGCAGGAGAGAUAUGUGCUGGAAGCCAGGCAGGUUAUUCGAGAUAUCUGUCAGAUGAGUUCAAGGGAAGAUGAUGAUGAUGAAGAUGUGAGGAAAGCUGACCGCUAUUUGAAGAAUGAGUUCAAGAAAACUAAUGAGGAAAAGGAGAAACUAGAAGUGAGUGUAAAGAACGAGGAAUGGAAAGAUCAAGGGGCUAAGUUAAAGAACACAAAAGACAGGGAUAAACAUGAGAGGGAGAGAGAGAACAAGGAGAGGGAGAGUGGUGAGAGGGAUGGACAAAGUAUGCAGCUGGAGAAGCUAAACAGCCGUGGCACAGAGUACAGGGAGAAGGCAAAGAGACUGAGCAGAGAGACAGGGAGAGCCUUACUCAAGGGCGACUCGGAGGUAAGCAUGUCCUAUGACCGGUCUGUUGAUGAACUUUCAGGCCACGAGUCUAGUUUGACAGACGAAGGGAUUGUAACGGAGCCAGAGACAGGCCCCAGUGAUCCCGUUGAGAGGUCAUUCCAGGGGUCAUCUGGAGUUAAUGUGGGGUCACAGGUUGCCAGGGAUGUGCUAGGGCAGCCAGUCACCAUAUGGAAGCAAUCAGCUCUUCAUGAGGCAGAAGUGUUGAUGCUGGAAAAAGAAGGGAUGACGGAGAAUGGCAUAAAUUGUCCAGAUGAAGUCAGCGUGCCUUCGUCCUUUUCUAUUCCUACCCUGAUGGUUGAGAGUGACAGUGACGUCAUGGAGCUCUGCAGUACUGAAGAGAUUUACACCAACAGUGCAGUUUUGCAGAGGUCAGCAGGUCCCACAGGAGGAGGAGGACCUGAAUCCCAUUCAACUCCAAGUGCUAUCCGUCGGAGGCGCAAGUUCUCUCCUACUGGUAAUAACAACCCAGGCUCUGAUUCCAGUAAUAGCAGUAAUGCAGAGUCAACAAUAGCAGCUGGUGGAAAUGGGGAGUCCACAGUGUACCGCUCCCUCAGUGACCCCAUGCCUCAGCGGCGCUGUUCUUUGGCGGAGGAUGGAAACAAUUUUUCCUCUGUGGACAGCAACCUGUUAGGAUCUCUAUCUGUCAAAGGAGGAGGGGCUCCAGAGGCCUCUGUUGCAGCUGCUUUAUCUGAAUAUAAAGGGAGUAUGGCUAGUGACCUGUCUGUUUACAGUGAUGGUGGGCUUCGAGAUGAAAGCGUUGGUGACUACAGUGGGGUGAUCAGGAGUAUCGUAGCUGAGCCAGGUGCAAUGGACAGACUAAUGACAGAUGACCAUAGCAAUGGCAAAGCCCCGAAGAAGAAAUCAUUCAGUGACCCCAGUCGCCGUAGCGAUACCCCUUUACUUUCCCAGAAUGACCCUCAGUUGAAAGGUCAGACAGGCAGUACUCAGCCAAUAAGUGAACUAGAUCAACCUGGCCAGAUCCCACCUUCAAGCAGUGAGCCAAUCCUGAGUGAGCAGAGAGAGAAACUGUGGGAACCAGAAGUUACAUCUCAACCAGCAGUGCUGACACAGCCACAUCCCCUUAACACCUGCAGUAACAAAGUCAAGGUUCGUUCUCAAUCUGAACCUGUCCACUCUGAAAAUCUUGAUGAUGAAGAUGAUGAUGUAAUAGACCAGGGUGAGGAAGAGCAAGAGCUGGAAAAGUUUAACUUUGACCUCAAGUUAGCUGGGGUUCUGUCUCCCAGAAUGGUUCGUCGGCCUGCCAGAAAGCGUCCAAACAGGACGGCUCAGUUUUUCUCUCAUGAGGACCCAUUUGAGCCCCAAGAAGUGGGUUCAGAGGAGCAAGAAGAUAACAGCGACACAAAUGACCUCACCCCUCCUCUUCCUCCUCCCCCUCUUCAAUCCAAAACCAGACCCAAGCAUGUCCGCCAUGCCAGCGAACCCACCACAUUUAUACCCAUCUCCCCACCGCCACAGCUCCAAGCACUGAGGGAAGCAGACUGCCUCACUGUUGGACCCACAACUGAGAGUCCUGCCUCGACCAAGCCUCCAGGAGACCAGACCCCAUCUCUGGAGGAUGUGACACAGAAAUAUAUUCUGGAUCUGGGCACUGCUGAGAAAGACACUGAGGGCCAGGUAUCUUCCCCAGCAGCUAGGGAUGGAGCUGAAGUCUCUAUGUCAGCUUCAGAAGGGCCCACUGAAUCCAGCACUAGUGGAAUUAUAAAAGCUGGACCCCAGAAGAAGAACACAGAGGACUCUGCAUCCACAGCUAUGCCACAGAGGACCAAACCUAGAGUGGUGAGUGCACAUUUUUCUUUACUGCUUUCAUUGCUGUGUCUGCAAGUGCAAAGAUGUGGAGCUUGUUGCAUGGAUUUUAAGUGAGAGAUAUUUGACGGAGAGUGAGAGGUGAUAUGGAAUAGUUCUGUCUGGAGUAUAACUGACAAGGCUUUAUGCACAAAAAUGAAAGAUCAGGGUUGUGGUGGAGACACUCCUUUUGAAACAGCCCAUAAUGUUGCCUUGUACACUUGCUUUGUUCACACGGUAUUAUAACAGUACACAAAGAUGAGCUUUCAUGAUGCUCUGUGGAUCAGAGCUCUUGUGGUUACUUUCAGUGUGCAUUUGGGAGUGGUAUACUGGAAUACAAAAGCCAUUAAAGGCUGAGCAGUGUUAAACAAACAUCAGAGGAUGUUAUUAGUUUGAUUAAACAAAUCUCAGACAAAGGACAGUGAGGAGUGUAAGAAGGCCUGCUAACAGAGUGUGUCUGUUUUUCAUGUAUUUGUUUAAUCUAAUAUUGAUUGUCUCUGUGCUAAGAUUAUAGUCAUUGAGAGCGAAUAUUAUAAACAGUUCACCUAAACAUAGAUUGGGUGUGUGAUGCCUGAAAUGCUGCAUUUUCUCAGCAGUGUCUAAACACUGGAAACCUCUUUCUGGCUUGUUAUAUAACAACAGUGUAAAGGUUAAGUGAUUGAACAGUGACGAAGAACCUAUAUUGGGAUGAUUAUAAAAACGAGAGAACUGACAUAAUGCAAUAAAUUAAGCGCAUAUUUUUCUCUACUUUUUGCAAACAUGCAUCCACUCGGUUUGUUAGGAGUAAACACCCACAACAUUCGAGUGGAAUCAUCCUCAAGACCAGCAGGAGCUUAAUCCGUCUGUCUUUGUAUGUUUUUAUAUACGCACAGUCCUCUAUUCUGUGGAGAGUGUUAUUCAGGUCCAUGCACCUUUCUUGCCAGACACACAUACACACACCUGCCUGAAGUCGAACCCAUUAUACCGUCAUGGGUGUGACUCUGAAUAAGUGUGGAGAAAGUGAAAACAAUCCGUCCUGUCUGGGCUCAGGACAAAGACACACCAUACAGAGGGAUCUUCUUUCAUGACAUCAUGACUGCCUUUCUUCUACACAGAUUGUAUGGAGACACGUUGUUGCUCAGUUUCAUGCUGUAAAUGUUGCAUUAAUUUGGACAAAAAAAAGUUUAUUCUUUUGACAGUUUUGUUGACUUUGAAGUUGCCUCACAAAGCAGCUUUGAAAAGAAUAUCUGACAUCUAUUGCACCGGGUCACAUUAGCUGUUUUUUAUUCCACUUCCCAGCCCAUUGUGCCUGCGUGUUGUUUCUGCAUCAGCAGCAGAAGCUGGUGAUUGACCUUAGCAGGCAGGAAAUGGGUCCAGAGAAAAGGGAAGUUGUUGUGGUUACUGAAGUGUUUGAUGAUGUCCAGCACUGUUGGCUGACUUGUGUGCAGAUGCCGUCCAUUGUGUUGCGAGUGUGUGUGUGCAGAUUUGUGACUUCCCUGAAUGUGUUUGAUAUAAACCGGUUUGUCCUUUAUUCUGCCUUUUUGCUGAGCCUGUGGAUGUACAUGCACAUUAUUUGUCCAUGUACCAAAACCUUUUUUUAUGUACGCCUAACGAAAACCACUGUCUGAGGGCUGCAUUUACUGUUCUGGUGUAGUGAACAUGCUUAAAAUUUGGACAGAAUGAGAUACACGUGCCGGGCUCAAUCAAGCAAAAGACCUGGGAAAAUGAGACAACAAGCUUUUUCCUUAUCUGGAGAGAUUGUUUCUUUUAAACUGCAAAAUAGAGCCAACUCCUUGAUAUCAAGUCUGUCUUUAAUUUAACCUUCAUAAGAGUUUCAGAUUAGCCUUAUUUACUAUUUCUGUACGCUGUUUCUCCCGAACUCCACUGCCAGUCAAACAGAUGCUCGGUCAAAGUCUGUCAGCUGUAAUGGUCCAUUAGUCUGUUGCAGCUGUAACCUUCACCCCAUCACUGUAAGCCUUUAAAAAAAACAAAUAAUCGAGCAUUUUCCUGCUAUCUUAUUCUUGAUUCUCUUCUCUGUCUCGCUCUUUGUCUCUGGAACAUUGCAGUGAAGUGAAGUCAUACCAUUUGUCUCUGUGUAAGGCAGGCCGCUGAGCCAAAUGUUAGGUGGAGAGAGAGAGAGAGGAGACUUGCUGGCUAAAAGAAAUUAACAGGAUGAAAAUAGAAUUGAGGGAGAGCUUAAGAAUGAAACUGUGCCAAGGGGAGGAGUGAGGAGAAGAAGGGAGAAAAAGGCUGUUUUUAAAAUUAAUCAAAGGUGUAUGAUGAGGACAUAAUAAAUUUUGAUAUCUAUGACUGCCAAAAUAUGUUAUAGAUAAAACAGAGUGCAAAAGCUUUUUUCAAAAUAUUAUUAUAUUAAGAGUGAUAAGAGGCUUUAUCAAGGAUCUUGGAAAGUGUGUUACCCCCACUGACAUAAAAGCUUUUCAUUUAUCUAACAAAAGGAAUUUGGCCCAUCUCUUUAUGUCUCUUGUUGCAUAACAGCUUUUAACUUAGCAAAAGAGCUUAAGACUCCCUAAGAUAUAUUUCAUACAGUCUGUUAGUCACUAUGUUAUCACUUACUGCGCAUAAUAACCUGCUCCUUAAGGCUGAUACUGGUAUAACUGGGGAUAUUUUUCCAUAUGUUUUUUUGUAUUUUAGGCAGGAUAAGUACAAAGGUGUCAGUAAAGAUGCAUAUUUAUUAAUAUCUCCACCAAAAAUCUGUACAAAACCACUAAGAACAGCUCUGACCUAUGUGUAAAGACAACAUGAAACAGGGCAGGUAAGGAAAGUCGUAGGAUAUAUGUUGUUAGUUGGUGAAAUCCUUUCUGUGAUGAGGGCUUCGUAUUUGACUGAACAGUUAAGUCAUGUUAAAAACUGAGACCUUUUUUCCCUUCUCAGGGUAAAGUAAAUAACAUAUAAACGGAUUUUUCUGUAUAUAAUGGCGGAUUGCAUACUGCCAUCUGCUAGGGGUGGGAGAAAAAAUUGAUACAGCAUAGUAUUGCGAUAUUUUGUCUGGUGAUAUAUCGUAUCGUCUUAUUUAACAAGUAUCAAUUUUUGAAAUUAUUGCUAAUAUGAAGUCAAAUCUAUGAUAAUGGAAAAAUAAAACCAACUGUUUGUCCAGUGAGGUUUUCAUAGGUGACAUAGUAGUGCAGGACAAAGUUAGUCCAACAAAUAUAUAUGUAAGAUUUGCAAGAUGUGCUACAUGAAUAAAAUACAGUGUAAAUAGGGCAAACAUAAAGAAAAGCUAAAUGCUAAAUUAGCUUAACAGUUGAAAAUUUCGUAUAAAUCGCAAUAUAUUGUAUCGCAAUACUCACUGUAUUGCAAAAUGUUAAAAAUCACAAUAAUAUCGUAUCGUGGUGCAAGUAUCAUGAUUAUAUCGUAUUGUGGGGCCACUUGUGAUUCCCACUCCUACCAUCUACUGUGUCUGCAUGUGGAGGCCUGUCAAUAUAUAAAAAAAGCAUAACUUGUUUUUAUUAGAUUAAACUUUAUUAUUGUCAUAAUUGCUUAUACUUCAAUAUGUCCAUUAUCUGCUGAUAAUUAUUUCAGACUGAUGUCAUAUAACUUCAUGAUAGCAUCUUCUAAGCUUGCUAGUACCACAAGUAGUACAUUGGUCUUCAGCAUAAUAUAUCAAGCCAAAUCACUUGGAUCUGAGUAGAAUCUCAAACAACAACAACAAAACCUUCUCAAAUCUCCAUCAACCUUUUAGUACCUUCAAUCUUAUUGAUGGAGAACAGGUUGAAUAAAGGACCAGCAGGUUUUAUUUGAAAAAAGACAGAGAAAAAUGGGGGGAAAAAAGGAGACAAGGAGUUUGGUUUGGGCUCUGCUCUAUAUGGAUUAGGUCUAAAAGCAGAGUGUUUAUAGCUUUAGAUUUACGACUGACAUUGUUUUAUCAGGCCACCCACAUGGAAUCAAAUACUUUCCUUCUGCCUGCUCUUUUUCUUUCACUCCUUACUUCUCUCCACAUGUACAUGUAAAAGGAAAGAACAGUAAGGGUACAGAUGCAGAUUAUAAAUUGGUUUUCUUUGCGCUUAUGCUUUUUAAAAAAAAUUAGGGUCCCUCAGCAUCUCACAUUGACAACAGCUUGUCACUCUAAUUGUGUAAUCAGUCUGUAAAAAUAGUGUUAUGGCUGGGCACGUGUAAUCUAAGUGCUGGAUUGAUAUUUCUUGGGCUGUUUUUGUGUGUUAUUAAAAUAACAGGCAGAUUUAAAACCUUUAAUCCACUUAUCAAAAGAGAGGAAGGAGCACCUAUGAAAGCCGACUUAAAAGUAAUAGUCAUAUGAAGGACAUGAUGUGGGUGGUAGGGUUUCUUUUUUUGAGCUGCAAAGGUCAGUCCACUGUUAGUUGUGUCUGAAAAGUGAGGGACGUUGAGUGAGGCAAAGGUGAUGGAGAGAUAAAAGAGAAAAGGAUGUGGCUUGUUCUGACUGAAGGUCCCUAUGACUCAGCGGAUGAGAAGGAAGAGGUGGGAUGAAUCAGAAUCAGAAAAAGGCCACAGUGCUGAUACCUGUGGUUUUAAUGACACGAAAAGAGACUCCGACAGCAGACAGUUUUGGUUUAUUUUUUCCAGCAAAAGCAGAAAAAUGCACCCGACAGUGAACCCUUAAAAGAUGGAUAGCUCCACUUGGAAAUAAGAUGACAUCCAUGUAGCGGGUUGAUUUGAUUAGAUAGAACCAUAUUUCUCUAACAAGAGCCAUAAAAGUAGCUUAAAAACAAAAAUGGAUCUCCAGUGUUUGCUAUGGUUUCUGUUCCUAUGUGGUUAGGGUCCCAAAGGAGCAGAGGGCUCUGGAGAGAAAACGUCCUGUACCUCAAGGCAUCAUGUCCUCUAAUCAAAUACACACAUGCAGCAUUUCUUUCUCUCUCCCUCGCUCCCUUUUUCUUACACAGACAGUCUGGUGUAUUUCUUUUGGGACCGACACAACAAAAAUGUUUUGUGUUCCCUUGAGUCGGAGUGUGUUUUGGUUGUGCUGUGGGGAGUUUAGGGGGCUAAUUUUAGAGAUGCUGAAGUAAUUUCAACAGAGCACAGACAGUAAACGUGCAUGUCAGUUUGUUCAUCAUGUCAUCAGAAAUCAAUCACUUGUAGCUGAGUAGUUGUCCAAUAGUUUGUUUCCUGCAGAUGACUGUUUAAUCAUAUCAUCUAUCAACCAUCUUUACCUUGAGUAACUAACCUGCUUUCAUGUUCAUAUCUUACGCAAAGAUGUAGAGGUCAAAUAAUAUCUCAUGUUUAAUCUGCACAAAAUCUUCCUAUCAAUAAUGGUUUUAAAGGGGAUUAUUUCUGCAGAUUAUAGAGGUCUGGGUCAUAACACCCAGUUAAAGCCAUAUUUUUUUAUUUGAUCUAUAAGAAAAGAGCCUAAAGCUUUAGAAAUAAGUAGGUACUUUUGAUCUCAUUUACACUUCUUUAUUCAGCCCAAUUGGACCCUCAUUGGGCAACAUGAACUUUCUUUUGCUUUGUUGUCCACGACAGGCACAACCCCCAAAAGACUAAAUUCAAAAUAAGACAUCAUCUUCAAUAGAAAUAUAUUCAAAAGAGCCUUUCUAAACUGACCACGUCUUUGCCUUUUGGGGUUGUCAAAUGAAAGAUUGGUGAAGAGAGUUGGGUCCAAAAUAUCUGUUGCUAUAACUGUUGCUCAAGUGACAAUUAUCAAAGGUUGGGAAUCGUCGUCGUUUUCUUCCGCUUAUCCGGGUCCGGGUUGCAGGGGCAGCAGCUUCAGGAAGGUGGCCCAGACGACCCUCACCCCAGCCACUUCCACCAGCUCCUCCGGGGGGAUUCCCAGGUGCUCCCAGGCCAGGCGAAAGAUAAUCCCUUGGCCGGCCAGAAGGUCUCCUCCCGGUGGGAAAUGUCCAGAACACUUCUAACGGGAGGCGUCAAGAAGGCAUCCUAACCAGAUUCCCUGAGCCACCUCAGCUGACUCCUCUCAACGUGGAGGUGCAGCGAUUCUACUCUGAGCGCCUCCCGAGUGUCCGAGCUCCUUACCCUAUCUCUAAGGUUGAGCCCGGCCACCCUGUGAAGGAAACCCAUUCUGGCGGCUUGUAUUCAUGAUUUGGGUUGGGAAAUGACAAGAUUAUAUUGGUACCAAUGUCAUCAUUGUUCCUGCUUAUUGAUUCAAUUCUUUAUCAAUUCCCUUUGUGAUUCCUGUGGAUUGUCUGUGUGAAAGACAGUAGACAUAUGUUUAAUGUGUCAAUAACACAAUUUGGUCUUUUACAACUUUUCUUGGUCUCACUGCUCUGCUGUGAUGCGAAAUCCAAGCUUCUGAUUGGACCUCUACAGCUCUUAUUGGUCAAAGAUGGCAGCUUUGAGUUAGCAUAGUCAGCUAACAGUACAGAUAACAAUAUUUACCUAAAAUUCAUGCCAAAACGAUUGCAGAUUACCUUCACUUUGGUAGACUGGAUCCAGACACGCUAUUAAGAUAAAGGGAUCUCCUCUGUGGGACAGAAAGGCCCCUUGAUGAGGCAGUUUAUCACCCAUAAAGCAAAUGGACUUCACCUUAAGUUGGUACGUUUUACCGUCCUAUUUUAAUAGCCGAGGUUUGGACUGCUCCUGUCUUCAUGGUUGACUCCUUAGUUGACGGUCACGCUGAUGCCUCACAUCAUUGUUUGGCAAGAACUUUUCAGACGGCAUCAAUUAAGGAACUGUUUAGCAUCAAGGUAGUUGAUGUUGAUGGCUCACACUAGCUAAACCUCAUUCUCAUCUAGAACCAGCUCUUGAUUACUAUCUCAACAAUUACCCCCGACUAAUCAGUGGUGGAAGUAUUUUAAUUCCCCCUUUUAUCAAGUGCCCCCGACCACUUUUUAGAUUUUUUAUUAAUCUCUGUUUGUCUAUGGAAAUGGAGUCUGCACUUUAAUUUUCGGAAGUUUAAUGCGUCUCUUGUAAUCCUUAAUCUUGUACAAGCAACGCAGAAAAUGAUAAUGAAGGUAAUUUUUUUAACAUUGACUUUGGCACACAAGAGAAAAAUCAAGGUUCCUUUGAAGGAGGUUGUGAGUAUUUAAGGAAAAAAAAAAAAAAAAACGGCAACUCAACUGACAUGUGUGUCACUACAACAAAUCACAACACAAGACUGCAUCUGGUUUCUCACAGUGGGAAAGAAACUGUGGGAAAACAACUCUGGAUGUCCUUGCCCUCAGUUGAUGACAGUUGCAAUAUGCUUUGAAAAUCUUUUACGUUCCCUUUUAAGGACACCUCCCCGAUUUUUCGGGGAAAAAAAGCUCUCUGCAGCUUGGCAACAGGAAAAUUAUACCAGUUUAAAUCUUUGAGCAGAAGCCCUUCUGCUUGAUCUUAUAUCUUUUUAUGCUCAUUGUGUCCUGGUUUCUUGUCCCAUUUGCUCCCCUUCAGACUGUUACUUUCCAACUCUCUCAGUCUGCGUGGAUCCACCCAGUGUAAUUACAGAGCAGUUUGCUUAUGUAAGGAAAGCCUCCUCUGAAACAGCACUUUCUGGAAGAGCUGCUAUUUCAGCUUUUUGUGUGCACAGGCAGAAUUCUACAGACUUAAGUGUGGUUCUGUGUCAAAAAGCAUAGAAAAUGGGCACUUGCUUCAUCUGGAGUUUACUCUACUCUUAAUAUUGGGUCAUUUAUUUAUUAAAGACAUUUAAUAUAGCAUAUUUUUGUCAUGCAUGUAGUUUGCUUUCCAAGCUAUGCAUUUGCAGUCCAAGUGGAUACAGACAUUUACAAAAAGACCUUCAGUAUGUUGGUUGUUCACCUGUGAUCAGUUGCAUAGGUGGCAGUCAUACACAUACCAGGAAUCAUCUAAACUCCGUAAACUUAGUAAAAUGUAAUGUGUCAGACUGUUACACACUACAUUUUAUUUUUAGUAAAAUGUGUAAUAGUAAGUCAUUUUAAAUAUAGCAGGAUUAAGGUCCUUACGCACUGGUAACAACGCAAAUAUGCAGCGCUAAAUUACGAAAUAUUCAGAAGCGAAUUUUGACGUGCCUGACUAUACACAUCAAGCACGAUGAGAUUUUGUGACUUUCUGGGUGGGAAAAAGACGCGUCCCGGGUGGAAGCGAGAAGACUGACACAACAGCAGACUGACUGUUUUUUUAGUUCUGAUUAGACACUAGUGUUGAGAUGACUGUCUGUCAUGAUAUCAUGUACUGAGUUGGGGCCAGUACCAGAUAAGCACAUUAAACUAUAAUCCAUAAACGUAAGGUAACAACCGAGACCUAAUGGUGCUGUGACAGCAACGCGAUUGAGUUUGAGACAGUGAAAAUACAUAUGGUAUGUUGUAUCUGAACAGGUUAGCUUAAAAUACUUAGCACAGAUGAAAGUUAAAACAAAGACGUUUAGUAAACUGUUAAAGCACAGAAACCAUCGUCAUAUGAGAAAUCCGACGCUAUGACUCUCCACAAGUUGUCCUUCAGGUCGUUAUCUUUAUAAUAUUUGUGUUUUUUAUCAAAAAGCACUCUGUUCUCAGACACACAAACGAUCAGCCGGUCGGCAAUGUUGGAUAUACCGGUGAAUCAGACGUUGCAACAACAUGAAAUCUGAUUGGUCAGAAGUGGACACGCAGUAUGCGAAACUUAAGAAAAAUCGACCGUGAUCCGAAAAAAUAAAUGCUGCAAUAUCGCAGGACAGGAAAACAUCGUUGAUGUGAACGCUUGUAUUGACAGGAUACGGGUUUGAAAAAAAAUACAGACGUUUGAAAUAAUCGCACGAAACAAACGCUCCGGGUAUGUAAGGACCUUUAAACACAUAGCUUUGAAAUAAAGAGCCAAUACUGUCACACGUAUAUAGCUUUGGGCAUCACAUUAGUGCUCUUCAUUUCUUUACUACUUCAACUUUAGAUACGUUUAACUGGAAUAAUCACUGAAAACUACUUUUUCUUCUUUAACGGCCCGUAAUAAUAACUGAAGCUAUUUAAUAUUUUUGAAAAACAGAGAACAAAAGAUUGUUGAACAGUAAAUGUCAAAUACUGUUUUUGUGGACACGCUCUAAAGAGCAGAGAAAAAGAGCGGUCUGUGGUUGUAUGACUAUAUGCACAUAACUCUCCAUGAACUUAGACUGAUUGUCACUUUCCAUGUCUUUGCCAGUCGAUCUCACAAUGGCACAACUGUCACUCUUCCAAAGUGUAGCAUGCAUAGUUCGCGGCGUGGUCGGAAACACACACACUUGCACACAUACACAUAUACAUAGUGGAGGCCUUGGUCGACUCACUGUGGGUUGACCGGACCAUCAAACCUUAUCCUCUCGCUCGUCUUUUGUCACUCGGAGAAUAAUGUCAGGAAAAACUCUGCUCUCUGUUUUCUCACUCUGUCUUCUGUCUUAUGGCAUCAGUCCGUCGCUUUGGGUCAUGCUCUAGCUGCCAGUUGAGAAACUCGCGACAAAUUGGGAACGGAAGAAGCUGGAAGAGUCGGAGCGUUGUUCCCGAGUGGCUUCUUGGAUCUCGGAUAAAGGCGCAGGGAGAGGAGGAUGAUAGGAAAAGGGAACAAAUCGAGGUGAAAGCUACAGCAGCUUCACAGGCAGGUGGUGUUGGUCCUCAUUGCAUUUGUUUGGGUUUUAUACAGCUUGAAUUCAAAGUCCACGAUUCUUCAUGCUUUUCCUUACCCUGAUAAGUUUAACUAGAAAGGCAGGAAUUAUGAAGCAUGAUAUGUAUGCCUGGUGCUUUUGUGUAGUUGUGUUUGUGUGUGUGUCUCAUAUGUAGUUGUGUUUCUGGCUGCUGAAUCAGAGGUUAGAUAAGCCCUGUAAUGUCCAGUUCAACACUUCUGUAACCAUACUAUUAUAUCAGUGACUUCAUCGCUAUCAUGUGGAUUUCAUAACAGCACGCCGUAAUGAUGUCAUUACAUCAUCCACAGCACGUGAAUGACAUCACUGUGGAGCGCAGCCAUGUUUUUUCACCCUGUUUGGUUAAAGGUUGGUUUAGCCAAUGGCAUGUAGUGUUAUAGGGAUCCAGUCCUUAAACAGGUAAAGUUUGAACGCCAUUAAUUAACAGGAGAAGUGCAGGCGAAGACCAAAAAUGUAAGUGUGUACGAUUCGUUUAUGGUCAGAGUAAAUAUCCCUCAGACUCACAACAAUCAGUCACCUUUACAGGAUUUGUGAGACAUUCUGUUGAUGGUCCCAGCUAUAAUCUGACAUUCACAUCAUCCAUGCUUGAUGUAUAGAUGUUUGAUAAUUUGAGUCUGUUUGUUCCUGGAUUCCAAAAAGUCCAAAAGAGUGACUUGUCUCCCUUCCCCGCUCUCCUCCCAGGUGAUUAUUGAGAGGUUUGGUCUUCCCUGCUGCUUCCAACCUUCGUACAGAACUCAAACAUUUUCUCCCAAUGAGUUUUCACAAAACUAUGAGUCACUCUGAAGAUAUGUUGACCUUACCUCAACUGAGAAAACUUGGACCUCAGUGUGUUUCAGAGUGUGACAGAGAGAGACAGAAUUAGACUGAGAUAGAGGGGCCCUGUGUGUGUGUGUGUAUGUGUGUAUAUGUGUGUUUCAACAGCUUGAUUCACAAGAGUAUGUUUGAAGAGAUAAAAGUCAUUAUGGCUCUUCUGUUGUAUCUUUGAUUCUGAAGUUCAUUCUUUGUGUCUGCGCUGUCUAUUGAUUGCUUUAUCUACCAUUAAAUACCGUGAACUGGGCCAGCUGGGCCUGCAAGUCCAUGACAUGUUGCAAAAUCAGCUGUUUUUAUCAAAACAUCCACAGUCACAGGCAGGAUAUUUUUUGACUAUUGUUUACAUGGUAAUUUUAAAUUUAUGAUUGUCAUGCGCCCACAUAACAUCAUUUGUUAUGUUGGUUUAAUCAGACACAGCCUAUUUACUACUUAAUGUCUGAUCUCUAGAUUAGUAUCCACCUUAUUCCCGGCUCCCAUGUUGCUUUGCGUGAAUCAUGGGUGCGUCCUCCAGUGACUUCUGUCACUCUGUCAGAGCUGGCUUUUUCCAUAGCAACUGUACGCUAAUCAUGAUUAUUAGAGCGAUUGAGGAUAAAAAACAUGUGAGAAAAUCAGCUGUCACACCUUAAAGGGGACAAUUUAUGCUGGAAAGCAGAUGUAUAGCCAAGUCAGGGCCUCGGUAUCCUAACAACACCAUGCCACAGAGCUGCAAGACCAGGGUGAUCCUGCAGCCAUGCAGCUGCAAUACUGUGGAAGGUGUUUUAGUAUUAUGGAUGAUUUUCCUUGCUUAUUUAAUUAACAAAAUUAUUAAAUCAAUACAUUUUUAAUCACUGUGACUGUAUACUAAUUUCCUUUUUCAUGUACAGCAUUUUGCAUUGCAUUGCAUAAAAAGUGAUUUUUAAAUAAAAUCUGAUUCUAAGCAAAGUCUAUCAGAAACUAGACAAUGGAAAUUGUAGCAAGGGUCACAGGAACACUCCCUCUUUGUUUUGAGUGCUCAUCAAAUCGUAAAUUCAACUUCAACUGGUUAUCAGUACAGCCGUGAACGGCACAACACGUACCAGAACUACAAAAAAAGACCUUUCCAAAUAUGUAACACUCUAUCAAAACCUAGCAUGCAUUAAAAACAAGGCAGAGUGAGGUAUUUUCGAUGCUCAGUCACUAAUGCUGCGUUUGGGUCACCUCAGAAGUCAGAUGUCGGUGCUGAAAAUGUUGGAAUAUAACAAGGACAAGGCAAGUGCUAAAAUAACUUUUAAAGAUGUAGCUAUCUUAGUUCCCCCUCCGAUUUAACUUUUUUCCAACUUGGUAACUGAAACUCUGGUAACUCGGGUGUGACGUCAUUUUCAGCUCUGACAUCUGACUUCCGAGGUAACUCGAGCGCAGCAUAAGAUUAGCCAAACAAACUUAACACUGUUUCCGUUAUACCACUGGAAGUUUAGCCCAUAAUUGUAAAUACAGUGGCGCCCUCAGGAAUAUGGUUGAUACGGCUAAUCAGUUCCUCCCUGAGAUGCCAUAAGUCAUCCUUACUUGUUACAUCAGGGUAGUAGAGCAUUUUAGCUUUUUAGCAGUUGCCAAUUGCCGGAGCCACUGUCCUGUAAAGUGGCGGGUGGCUGCACUGUAGCUGAAAUAAACAACAUUUAACUAUAAAUUCCCAACCUGGUUUAUUAUUCCUGCUGAUAUUUAAGCCUAUAUCAAACUUAAAGUGUUGGUACAUAACAACUCCAACAGCACAACUUGUUCGUUAGAAGACAAAGUGAUAAUCUUGGCUGAUUAAUUAAGGUAUUUAAAAUAUUUUGGAUUUGUCUGGCAAAAGAUCCAGAGUCAAUCAACCCUGCAAGCUUAACAUUUAUUGUUGGCAGUAAUGAGGUGUACUGUUUGUGUCAGGACUUAAUUUUGGCCUGAUUAUUGUGGUCAAUUUGAAAUACUUGAACCAGAACCAAAACAAUUCCAGUAGCCAGAAACACGCUUUUGAAAUUGAUCUUGGCUGGAGUGUAGAGGAAACAAGCAAACUUUUCUCAAGUUUUUAACUUCUUUCAGAAGUGGGUACAUUUGUGUGUCUUUUGUGUGUGUGUGUGUUUGUGUGUGUGUAUUGACCUGUUGUCCUUUGGCUGUCUUCCACAUCCAACCAACACAGUGGAACUUUUUCCAAAUAUAACAGCAGCAAUCACUGUGGCACUGAUGACGGUUAAUGAUGAUGACCACCAUUUAUCCAGAGAUUGGAGGUAUGUGUUUUUGUGUGUGUGUGCCAUUGAAAGUAUAUUUGAGGCACUUCCAUAAAGCUCCCAUCACCCAGUGACAGUUAGGAGGGUUGAGGGUAAUUGUGUCUGUCUAUCCUGAAACAAUGUUGUCGUUCUUCACUCCUCAAUAGGCUUCUUAUUUUCAACUGGGCCUCCACUUCUUCCCCCUUUCAAACAAUUUAUUCAUCACUUGACAUUUUGAUUUUGAGGUUCUGAAUUGUUAUGAAAUGAGGAGGGGAAUUAUGUAAUUUUCUACAGAUAUCACAUCUUUGUUAAACACAGCUGGAGCGCAUAUUUCUGAAAACUGUCAGAUCGGAACUAAAAAUUAGCAACUGAUCCCAAGUGUGAUGGCGUAGAGGGACUUUUUGCCAUCUAGGGAAAUAUAAAUCCUGUGUUCCCAACUUAAAGGGAUAUUCCGGCAUAAAAUUAAGUUAGAACACACUCUAACACCCAGUUAGACACCCCCUCGAGAAAUGAAUGUCGACCGUUUGCUUCUCUAGUUAUACCAACUUUAGUAAUGACCACAGGAUAGCAAUGCAUUGAGAGCCUCAGCCGAAACGCCGCUCUAUAGCCACAAAUAAUGCUCAGAACAGCACCUAACUUCAUCAACAGUACAUAUACAGUCCUAGCCACCAAACAUCUUUUUAGCGUUGCCUGAUUUCUUUAGCAAAGAGACUAAACACAACUCAACCACUCUCUUCCAGCAGCUGCUUGUUUGUCCAGAGACCUCAGACGAGUCCAUUACCGGCUGCAGCGGGGAGACACAGCUCAAGGAAGAACAUUUAUGAUCAUUUCUUCAUGGAAAUGCAAUCAGACCAAGAUGCUAAGGCAGAAGAACUACAGCGUCUGCAGAGCAAAAUGAUUAAUAUGAUAAUUUUUACUUAAAGGAAAUGAUAAAGUAAUGGUCAUAAAUGUUCUUCCUUGAGCUGCGUCCCCCCACUGCAGUCGGUAAUGGACUUGUCUGAGGUCUCCAUACAAACAAGCAGCUGCUGGAAGAGAGUGGUUGAGUUGUGUUCAGUCUCUAAAGAAAUCAGGCAAAGUUAAAAAGAUGUUUGUUGGAUAGUACUGUGGUUGGGACCCUAUAUGUACUGUUGAUGAAGUUACGUGCUGCUCUUAGCAUUAUUCGUGGCUAUAGAGUAGCGUUUUGGUUGAGCAUGUGGCUCUGUGUAUUGCUAUCGUGUGGUCGUUACUACAGUUGGUAUAACUAGAGAAGCAAGUGGUUGGCGACAUUCAUCUCCCGACAGGGUGUCUAACUCGGUGUUCCGGUGUGUUUGAUCCUAACUUAAUUUCGUGCCGGAAUAUCCCUUUAAAUGUUGAAAAACAGGUGGAUUCCAACAGUAACACCUUGACACAUUUGUUGUGUUUGUGUUGCCGCAUGUUUGUAUCAUCAUUUUAUCUAGCUAAUGUUUAUCAUGUCAGUUUAGCUGCAGCUGUCUCUGAGAAGCUACAACAUUGUGAAUGAAGGCUGAGAGACAGAACUCUCCUGAUAAGAAGACGUGAAGUCUCUAAAAAUAGCACGCAACCUGACCUUGGAUUCUUAAACAAUGAAGCGAGUGGUUGAUUCGCGCUUCCUUUCUAUCUUUUGUAACCUGUUUUGUGUGACAUUAUUACCACAUGAAUGAGAGAUUUUCUUCCGCUCGUUCUUCACUGAGAAUCUCGUGUUUCGUAAAUCUGUGUCUUUACCUCAUUUGAACCUGUGUUUACAUCUUGAACUCUCUAUAGCCAAGUAAUUAAGAUGAUUGAGGUUUUGUUUCACCAUGUUAUUCAAUACAGCAGCUGGACUUAUAUGAAAAAUGUGUGUAAAUAUUUUGGUGAAUUUAAGUAGCUUAAAGCAUGAAGACCUAAAAAUCUCAACAAUCACUAAGCUAACAGGUUGAUUUAUUUCCUGAGAAGUGGGUUUAAAACAGAAAAAAUAGACAUUUUUAGAAACAGCACAAGUUGAGAUACACUUGCUCUGUGCAUGUUUGACUCUAUUUGAUGUCUUUAAUGUUUUUAUAUUGGCAGUUUUCUGUUAGAUUUUCAGAUGAAUGUAUUUUUGAAGCCGUUUUUACACAUGCGCUCCUUUUCAAACUAAUUUUAGGAUAGGUAGCUUUGAAAAAUUUCAGAUUUCCGUUGUUGAUUUUUCACAUUUUACCAGAAACCUAAGUAGGAGAGAGUCUUAACGUUUAAUGUUUGCUUUCAUAUGUGCACAAAGACAGCACCCUGCUCUCUUCCCAUCAUCAGUUCACCCCUGCUUUUUGCGAGAUGUACUCUCAGAAACUUUAUUUUCAUAUAUGUAGUCCAUCUGAAAAGGUCUGGAAAUUUCUAGGAGUUCUGUGCAUGUGUAAGUAGAGCCCAAGUUGUCUUAUAUUAUACACUUUUUCUGUAAUCUUUGGACAUUGAUUCAUAUAUUUUGUUUUAAAAGUAUCAGUUUAAAAGCGCUUAUUAUUCGAGUUGAAGCGCAAGAAAAGGCAGUUGCAGCGAGGUUGUGUCUCAGUAGUUUAACAAAUUUAGCUUGUGAUUAGUGUGGCAGCACUGUACUCCAUCUUAUAGAGCUAAAAAAAAAAAACCUCUUUUAUAUUUAAAGUACACAGUAUUGACUUUUAAUAUGAAAAAUGUGUGCAGAGGUGAAAACAACAUGGUUCCUGCCUUUUAAGGAGCUGUUUCUUCUGUCUGAUCCUUCUCACAGGAACCAUAAUUGUCUUCAUUGAGAGGGCAGGGCAGGAAGUGGGUUUGGGGGAGGCAUUUUGACCCACACACACACACACACACACACACACACACACACACACACACACAGUCCUGCAUUUCCCUUAAUGUGUCUGUCAGAGCAAAAACACCACGAAGAGAGCAGGACCAGAGAACUUUAUUUAACAGCUCCGUAUUUAGGUUGGACAGUGAUGGAACUGUAGUGAUGGCUGCCCUAUUUGUAUUCUUGGUCGUCCCCGGCAACCGUUAGUGUGGAUUGGGGGGUGUGUGUAUGUUGCCGUAGGAAUGUGGUGACAUCAGAGGGGCUGGUGUUUCUGUUUAAGAAAUGAAUCAAAAAUGUUGAAACUAUAAGACAAACCGAGUUCACACAUUUUGCACUUUUCUGCUACCCCCGUCUGUACAUUUGCUCUGAACCAUUUUCUGCCCGACUUACCUCUCUGAGAUCAUUGUUUCCAUGUUCUCUCUCUCUCUCUCUCUGCUUUCUUUCUUUCUUUCUGACCCUGUGUCUGUCUUAUUCUUUCUGUCUCCUUCACCUCACUGACUAUUUUUAUCCCCUCUCCCACUGAGCUCACAUCUGGAUCUUAUUGACAAAGUGAACAGCCCUUCAGCCAUAAAAGACUCUCUGGACUCCAAGUGUGUGUGUAUCUGUGUCUGUGUGUGCCGCAGGUGUUUGUUUGUGCCUGACAGAGCAUGAUAGACCUAAAUAUAAACACCUCUUGAUUAAAAGAAUAAUUUCACACAUGCAUUCAGUCAUACAUGUUAAGAUAAUAAAAGGAAGGGCUCAAAGAGAGGUUUCUGCUUUGUUUUGACAGAGACAUUUCUGUUGGCUUACAUCGCACAUAAGCUGAUGAGUGCGAUUGUGGGGGCAGCUUUUCCAGUUCAAUGCAAGUCCUUAUCUUUUAGUAUGUAUUUGUGAUCUCUAAACAAAUGUAUAUCAUUUUACCUCCCUUUUGGUUCAUUAUAAUUUGUAUUUUCUUCUUGGCUUUAAACUGGUACUUAUUUAGAGAUUUAUAAUUUUGUUUUAAAGCGCAGGUGAAGAGUUCGGUCUACAGUUUAGAAGAGGUAAAUGACAAAGAAAAAGUGUAACGAUGGAGAGAAAGGAUGAAAUGUUUGGCAGGAAUAGUUUGAAGGUUUCCAUGGUUUUCUUCACAAAUGUUGCACUUUGCCCUUUAUUCAGAGUACUGAGGAAAUAGACGAUCCAAAACAUGAAUGCAGUGAUUUCAUUGACAUCCCCUAUUGGUUUCAGAAGCUGAGUUUUGAGUGCCUGCAGUCAACCUCACUUUCAGUCAACCAAACAUGACUCAAGUCGAGGCGUAGCUGUAAGCCUCCCUGCAAACAGCUACAGUAAAACUACCCUCUGUACAGCAUGUGCAGAUAGAGACUAAAACAGUUUUCUGAACCAAGCCGUGAACACGUUUAUUCAUGCUGUAAAAAAACUGGCUUUUCGAGAACGGAUGAGCCAGCCUGAAGCAAACUCUCGAGGAUUUUCUGUUUUUAGCACUUUGACAUUGGCUUCAUUUCUCAAGACCGGAGGUUGCCUCUCGAUCGAGGGUCAAAUGCUCACAGACUUCAGGUCACAAAAGGGCUCCAUCAGCUGUUGCCAUUUUGCUAUGUUUGUAUUUCUUUUCUUAUUCACUCUUUUCUUUGACAGGUAAAAGUACAUGAGACACAGCAAACAACUGCGUAGUAGCAGGCUGCAGCUGCACGCAACCAUAGCACUUUAAGAGUGCAACACCUUUCGACAAAACGAAGAGACACAAGGCCUCACAGAUGCAGUAGCUUAUUGCGAAAGACAUGCUACCAAUAAGCACUGCAAAAUUACCUCUUUUUUUUAAUAUUGUGAUAUAUAUCGAUAUCGACUGAUAUGAGAAAAAUAUAUUGUGAUAAAUGUUUUCCCAUAUCACCCAGCCCUAGCUACACAGUGUAUAAGAAGAAGAUGCCCUGCAUACUGAUUUCUUGAUAUGGCUGAUAUGCAAGCCAUAUCCCUGGUUAGACUUCUUAAAAUUGUUUUGGUAAAUUUGUUCACCUGCCACUUGCUGUUUUGAGCAAACAUCUCUCAGCAGAGAUGACAAGUUUUUAGUACCUUAUAAUUUGGGCAACAAACUGUUUGAUUGGCAACUGGAAAAAAGGUCUAACUUGAGUUAAUGUGGGAUAAAAUACAAACUUCCUCUAUCUCAUGGAUAGUUCAGUGUUACCGUAAAUGUACUCCUACGUUAUUUCAUUCAGGACCUGUGGCAUUUUUAUGCUGCCAUUAUUACCUUCGAUACAUUGAAUGCAGAAUGCCCUAAGCUGUUUCUGUUUCCGUGCUCACAACAGUUAAACUAUUAGGAGACCCUUGCACUCAACAGUGUCACUUCUCGAUCGCAGUCAUGGGCAGGACUUCAGAUAUCCAUUAAGUCUACAACAAUAUGGAGUGUAAUGUGAGACAUUUUUUAUGGUUCUAAUUUUGGGUAUCCAAACACAUCUCCUGCAAAUACCAAGACAUGAUCUAUAAUUUCUUUAAUGACUUUUAAAUCAGCGUAUUUAUUAUGUGUAUCAUAGCCAUCUGUUUUCACCAGAUGAACACGAAGCUCAAUUCAUGUUUGCUGUUGGGUUCAUGCUUAGAGCUGCUCUAUUCGGUAUUUAUGCUCAAGUAAUGACAACAGUAAUGAAGCAUGAGGCCAAAUCCCCACUGUGCAUCUUAUAAUCAUCUCUUUGUGUGCAGAAAAGGCUCUGUUUCCAUUGAUUUGUUUGGUUCUGUUGAAUAAUGAACUUGUUUAUAAUGCAAGAAUGAAGCUGUUGAUUUUGUUACUGUACUCACUGUACAGUACUCUGUGUAAUCAUACAUGCUUCAUUUCUCCUGAAUCAAAGAGCUCAAAUGGACUGUGCACUUCAUUGUGUUAAUGUACAAAGCUUUAUACUGUCCCGACCACAUCAAAAUGUUCCCUCGGCCUUCUCGGCGGUGAGAAUUUUUCAUAUUGAAUAAUAAAAAGAGAGAACUCAGGAGACGUUUUUAUGUGGUGUUAUGCCUGUUUUCAAUCUUUAAUUCUGAUCAUAGAGCCUUACAUGCAUUACAGUGUUUUUGGCAUACUUACAAUUCAAGUUAAAUAAAAUACAAGAAACUUAAAUAACCCAAUACAUAAAAAAAUAGAGCACAAAAUCUCUCCAUGUGGUGAGUAGAGGAAGCCUAGAUGUCCAGGGUGAAAGAUUUUUGCAGUUUGAUGUUGUCUUUUAGAGUUUUUUAAAACUAUAUAUAAAAUAUUUUAAAUUUUUAUUGUUACAGAUUUUUUGUUGUGUAAAAGUACACAGAAAUCUAAUAGAGAAACCUUCCUGUGCUGCUAAGCGUCACCUCGUCGUUGCAGCAGCCUCUGGGUUUGGCAGCAGUCUGAUCUUUUGACCUCUCACUCCUCACCUCCUUUUGCACCUCUGCGGCAGCUAAAUACAUGAAACCGAUGGCGGGUUAAGAGCCACUUUCACAACAGCGUCUUAUUUUCCUGAUGACAGGCUGCAGCGCUGGGUGGAAAUUUUGUUAAUCACAGAGGAGGGAGGGGGAGAGAGGAGGGCGUGUCGCUGAUAGGAAUCACAGUGUUCUGGUGAGCUGACUGUCAGUGUGAAUCAUGUUUCACUCAUGUCAACUGUUCAUUUACGCUAAUCUGCCUCUCAUCUGUUUGGCAUUUUGUGAUUUACAAGAUAACUAGAUUUUUUUUAUUUUUGAAACAGCAACAUUAAAGUUAAAACUCAGCUUGUGUUUCCUACUGUCGCUAUAGCGAUUGAAGACCUGAUGUUAUGGUUGGAGCUGUGUGUAUGUGCGCUCUAUUAAUAGUAAGAGUAAUGGUUCGGGCCCUGGGAAUGUUGUCCUCUCCGGAAAAACAAACUUGUCUUCCCCCCAUCUGUCCCACUCUCCUUCUCUGCCUUUCCAUGUAAGAUAGGAACAACAAGAUGGGGUGGGAAAGAGAGAGAAAUGACAAGAUAAGGAGGAGAGGGAGGAAGAUGGCAUAAGAGAGGGUGGGGAGAAGAAUUGCUGUGGACUUUUGCUGCCUCCUCUUGAUUCCUUUUCAGUUUGCUUUGAGACAGAAAUAAUAAAAAUAAGCUUUUUGUUGUAAAAUGUGGAGGAUUUGCUGAUGUACAUGCUAAGGAUUGCCAAAUUUGAGUUUAAACUUGGGCAUCGCCUGUUAUCUCUUAUAAAAAAAUCUCUUAGUCCUUGUAGAUUUUUCUUUUUCUUUUUUUCUGUGUGAAGUAUGAUUGCGAAAGAGAAAGUGUUUUUUUUUCUUUUGUUGUUUGCUACUUGGAAAAUAAAACAUUCAGACACAGGGGAGCAUCCAGAAUGCCAGGGGCCCUCUUAAAGUCUUGGCCACCUUUAAUGCCAACUUAAAAUCGUACACUCUGGCUGCUCUCAGACUGGCAAUCUAAAGAGUUUUAGGAAAAUUUCAGCGGCUUUGACCCCAGAAAUUUUCUUCGCCUGUCAUUGUUUCGUUUCAAUCCUUGACUUCCUAGCAGUAGGUUCAUGCUAUUCAGCUUCUGGGCCAAAGCCCGGGAUGUGGACACUGGAGCACGUAAAGCACAGUUAAAGGGAUAUUCUGAUGUAAAAUUAAUUUAGGGUCAAACACAUCGUAACACUGAGUUAGACACCCCGUCGAGAGAUGAAUGCUGCUGACCACUUGCUUCUCUAGUUGUACCAACUUAAGUAACAGCCACACGAUAGCAAAACACAGCGGUCUAUGGAGCCACACACAUUGCUUAUGGCCCCUCAGACCGCUGUGUAUUGCUAUCGUGCGGUCAUUACUAAAGUUGGUUUAACCAGAGAAACAAGCGGUCAACAACAUUCAUCUCUGGACGAAGGGUCAUCUAACUCGGUGUUAUGGUGUGUUUGACUGAAUUUUAUGCCGGAAUAUCCCUUUAAGCAGGUUUCAACCAACUAAAAAUUACAGAGAAAAGUUUUUUGGUUUUUUUGCAUUAAUGUGAUUACUAGUGACAGACAUAUACAGUACUUAUAGAUAUGUGAAAUUAGCAAACUGAAGAGAAGUCAGUAUAAGGCUGUCUCACCACUUUCACAUCAUUUUGAUCCUUUUUUUUUUCAACCAAGUAACUAAACAAGACAGAACACCAGCCCCACAUGAUAAACAUCAACCUCCCCCACCGCUACCUGCAGGGAAUUCUCUGGAAGACAUGCUGCGGCACACUCAAAUUAGCUCACCUGGACUGUACCCUGAACUGAUACUAGGGCUCGAGCGGGAAAUAUUCUGGGUGAAAAACUGUUUCUGCUCAUACAUACAGAAUAAAAAUAAUAAUAAGAAGAACUUUAUCGAUCCCCAAAGGGAAAUUCAAUUGUCAUGUCUCUAAAAGUCAUCUACUAUUUACAGAAGAGUUCUAAAGUCUGAUGGCUGUUGGUAAAAAAGAUCUUCUGAAUCGUUCUGUCCCACAGUGAAGAGAGAGGAGCCGUCCACCACCAUUGGCCCUUUGGUCCAUUAAGGUGUUGUGAAGUGGAUGAUCCAUGUUCUUUAGUAAAGUCUACAUCUUCCUCAGUGUAGAUCAGCUCACCCGGGUAAUCUCUGGAAAUUUUCAGGAACUUGGUGCAUGACUGAAAGGGACUCAUGAUUGGUUAUUUGAAACGUCAGAGUCAGGACAUCAGCAAAAACCAACACCUUAGGCCACAGUAGCACUAAGUGUGUGCGUCUGGUCAAGCAAACUAUCAAGUGUUGUCACCCUCACUAAAUGGUCCCAGAUGUAAGACUCUAUACUGUAUUGACUUGAAUAUAUUGAGUGUUUUUUUCCCCUCAAAACACACAGAAAAGAGUGGGAUUGUCUGAUGUUAAGGAUUUAUCAACGUAUGCAACAUUUUUUCUGUGUUUGUGUGUUAUUAGGUGACUAUGCUAAUGACCAAUUAGAGACUGUAUCUCAACCAGUCAGAGAUUGUGUCUGUAUCUUUGAUCAGCUGGCUUGUAAAGGUCUGAUGAAGCCAGACGUCUCCACCUGCUCCCAGCACAGAUGUAGGAAAGAUAGAAGCGCUCUGAAUAGAUUCAUCCAAUGCAGGCGUGUUACCUGGAUUCCUGCAUUCCAGUCAUUUGGGCUCAGGCCAGCACAUUCUGGGAAGCUAUGAGCAAUGUGAUGAGGAGGGAGGGAAGGAUGAAAAGAGCAGGAAGAGGAAAAGAAGGAAUGAGAGGAUUUUGAAUUCUUAUGAUUUGUUCCAUCCAGAGGCAGAGCUCCCAUGGGGUUAUUUUUGUCCCCUCUGAAGAGCCUUAGCCAUAAACAGACUGAUAGUGAUGUAAUCUCAUGUUAUUAUCUCAUGUCAUCUAACGCUCUUUUCUGCUUCUUAACUUUCUGUAGAAUUUUGAGUUAUUACUCAAGAACAAAACAGUAUGAAUAACAACUUUUUUGCAGCAGAAAGUCCGGCAUUUACCUAAUUUAUUUGUCUGAAGCAUCUUACAGUUUUACCCAGGUGAAGAGUAUUUUACAUGGUGUGAACAUUAAAGGUUGAAGGUGCGACAGAGUGCAUGAAUGGAAGAGGAUUUUUUUAAAAGGAGCUAAGUGGGGCGUCGGUGCGCGAGCAGUGAGUCAAAGGCCCUUCAGUUUCAGUUUAGUAUGUGUGUUCUUGCUGAUCUAAUCUCACCCUCUGAGAGCAAUACUGGGACUAAGCCCAUGUCUAACACACACACACACACACACACACACACACACACACACACACACACACACACACACACACACACACACACACACACACACACACACACACACACACACACAGACGUAACACUGCCAUAUAAGGAGAGAGUGAGAGGGAAUCAGGCAGGGUUGAAACAGGGGGUCUCUCUACUUUCCUUUUUCUUCCAUUUUCUUUACUUUUCCUCAAAGUCCCUCUUUCUUUCACUCUCUCUUAAUUCAUGCUUCAAUCUUGUUUUUUUGCUCUUUUAUUUCUUUCCUUUUCAGUUUUUUUAAGUCCGAUACUGUCUCUUUUUUUCUCUCAGUAGAUGAUACACACCCAGUUUUUUGGAAAGUUCCCUCUUUUGUAGCAUUUAUAAAUUGUCUUUCCUCCCUGGCUUCACUCAGGAGUACACAUUAACCAAACACCCUGCUGCUCACCAGCCCCUGCGCAAACACGCUGGUGUUAUUAGCCCAGACGAAACACAUGGUUGACAGGAGCGUGAGGCCAUCAGGAAAUAAGUUAGUUUCAAUCUAGUGUAGAGGCAAAUAAAUGGGCACUUCUUCUGCCAGUGAUGUAAUGCAACAAAAUCUCUCAUUUUCUGCCUGGCGGUUUUUUGUUUUUGCUUCUUUUUUAUUGUCUUUUUUCUGCAGACACAUUUGUUUUAUAAGGGGCUGAGCCCUGCAGGCAACCUCAUAUGUCUCAGAUGUUUUUUAAUAAUGUGUUUUCUGUGGUUUGGCUUGACCCAAGACUUGUAAACCACUGUGUACGAUUUAGCAGGUUCCUACAGGAAACCCUAGUUGAAUGCGCCGUUGUUCAGAUUUCCCAAAAGGCCUGUUUUUGUUUGUAUUAUUGAUCGUCUGUCAGUGUUUUGUUGGACUAACCCCAGUCUGUGUCCCUUAAUCGGGACCAAAGUCGCAACUAUUCGGGUAAAUCACAUUGAGCUGUUUGGACCCACAGAGUGUUUGUGGUGAGUCAGGAGGUUCAUAGUGACACUGUUGAUGAAUAUUUUAACAAAGCCGUGGUUAAUAUGUCGAGUAAAGAUGACAGAAAGUACCCCCUGUGGUUUGCUUGUGUGUGUGUUGUGAAGGCUGUGUGGUGGAAUGUGACUGUUUCAUGUGAGCAGUUAAAAAAGAGUCCACUUUCCUGGGAGUAUCCGGUAAUGCUGUGUGUGUGUGUGUGUGUGUGUGUGUGUGUGUGUGUGUGUGUGUGUGUGUGUGUGUGUGUGUGUGUGUGUGUGUGUGUGUGUGUGUGUGUAGCUGAGAUAAAGAAAAUGUUUCCCUUUUUUAGUUCUGUCUUACUGGGAGUUUGUUUCAUUAGAGGGUGGUCCUCCUCACCCAGUCAGGUCACCCUCUGUUCACAUGGAUGAGGGGCUCCAUGCAGCUCUUAUGUGUGACUUCAUUCUGUCAGUACGCAGCUGUAUAUAAGCAACUGUGCAGGUUGACUAUUAAACAUUUUGUUUUUGUUGCACUGAAAAGGCCAGUGAGGAGAGGUUAUUCUGACACUGAUUUCUGCUCAGUAAUUAUCCACUCAAUGUAGCUGGUGUGUUAACCAAUACCUGUGAACUUAAUGGCUAAUUUAUUUGAUUUGAUUACUGACAGUCAGUAUAAAAAGUAAAAUGACUCAUGGGUAAAUUCAAUUAAGUUGAUUGCAUUUAAAGUUCCUGAUGGAGUGCAUGCUGAUUCAUGGGAGUAUAAGUGCUGCGUAAAUCUAAGCUACUUCAAGCACCUCUGAGGAUGUUUUUUGACAUGAAAUAGAGUAAUAUUUAAUAGGGAUGGGCAAUGAUUUUUCGAAUAUUCAAAUAGUCAUGAAUAUUUAAAAAAUCGAAUAGUUCAUGCGAUGAUGGUUUUGUUAGUAACAUAAAAAAAAGCGUUUUACUGGCACCUCGAAUGAAGAGAAGUUCAGUGCGACCUCUGCAAGGUUAAACUAGCAUAGCACAAAUCGACAACGAGUAUGCUCGGCCAUUUAAGAGCGAGGCCUGCAGCAGAAAGUUGGGCACUGUUUGCAGAUCACCAGUCAAUGACAAGCUUCGUCACCUGAAGAAGUAAGUUUGAUGAUCGUCGCGCAGAGCAAAUAACGAUCUUUGAAUAAUUUUCAAAUAGUUGCCAUCGAAUGUCGAAUUUGCUUGAAAUGCCCAUCCCUUAUAUUUAAAUGAAUGCUUUUUUAUAACAUCCAAAAGCAAACAACACUGUCACCAACAUGACUGAUGAUUUUUAUAUCCCAAUUUUAAGUGCCUGUAACUAGAGUUUGACCAGUUUAUUGGUUGGCCAAUAAAAUGGGCCAAAUAAUGGCACUUUUUUAAAAAUAGUUGGCAUUGUUCCCACAAGGCUGAUAUCAUGAUAAUGUUUUCUAAAUUCAUUAAAAAUCCAUUUAAAACAUGUUACUAGCUAAGAUAACCAUAAAUGUUUGAUUUUACUGGAUUAAUCCAUGACGAAAAAUUGAAAAUUUUAUUAACACAACAUUUAUUGAUUUUUGUUUCCCAUUUUUUGUGUUAUUGAUUUGUUGUAUUUUGUCAAAUGCAAAAAUAAAGACAAUAAAAAAAACAUCAAUACGCUGUCAUUGUUAUCAGCAUUGUCUGCUUAGAAACCAACCAGUAUGCCACUACGAUAGACUGUAUACAGAAUGGACGCCGGCUGCCUCCUCUGAGAACAGCACCCUCUGGUGAUGGGCUGCAGUAUAGGUCAUAAAUCCCACACCCUCCAGCAAAGUUUAUGGAGCUGCGGACAAACUUUAGAAAUUUAUUACACAGAAUAUACAUUUUUCUCCCCCCUGCUUGUGAUGUUGACAUGUAGUUACUGUAAGACUGGUUUGUGCUCAAGUCCUCUUUUUUCUGUGAAGCUCCGUUUUUAAAAGUUAUUAGGAAGUUUAUGUUUUCUAUGAUUGACACUUGAUACAGCCUAUGGGCGUACAAAGAUUGCGUAGCUCACCCGGGGGAAUACACUGAGCCAAAUGCCGAAUGCGCACAUUGCUACUGAGCAAGUGGUGAAGUGCGUACAGUGCUACUGCGCAAACCAAGUUGUCCAUAGUAUAUACAGUCUAUACCUGUAACCCAUGAGAGGGGGAAAGUGUCAGCCAAGCAGCUGAAGAAACAACCCUGAUUCACAAUUUCCUGAUAGUGUUCACAAUAAAUUAUCAAUUUGGGCCUCUGAUUUUGCCCCAAAGACACUUUUUAAACAUGUAGCGUACAGGAUAAGACUUCUUUGUCCACAGGGGGCGCCAAAACUGAGACAAAUCAGAAGUUUCUCACAGCAGCUUUGACUAAAAACAUUUUUUUCUUUUAUUAUCCUUGCUGGCCUUUUUAGCACUGAAACAACAGCCGUUACCAUCAGUGUAUAAUUUGUGGUGAACUUGGGUAAAUGUUUCAGCCUGUUUCUCAAUCAGUUUGAAAAUGAGACAUGUAGUGUAAAAGCAUCUUGAAUGGUCAGAAGAGUGGAAAAGAGCUAUAUAAGUACAAACACAUCCACUUUUUUUUACUAUGCAUUAAUGGGACUUGAUGCAUGCAGACAGACAUUUGUAGCCUCUGACAGUCAUUUUCUUGCAGAUCAAUGUAUCCUGUAAUAUUUUAAACUUUAAUAACAACUCUAAAAUAUACUGCCAUGAAAUUUGUCCACAUACAGUAUUAGUAAAUCCCUGCUGGAUCACAAAGCUAAAUAAAUCAGUUUGGUGAUCCUCUGAGUCUACUUCCAGCACCAUCACACACAAACAGAAACCCCUCCAGUUCCCUGUUUCUGCCCUGCUGUUCUUGGGUUGUUUUUUUCACAGCCAGCCUUCCUGUAGGUCCUCCAUGAUUGUCCCAGAUGUUGUUGCUAGGAGAUUUGUGACGCAACAACAAAUCCUCUGUAGUGUGACAGUGUUGCUGAAAUGUUCGUGUGUGUGUGUGUAGAGUCUCAUCAUUAUGUGUUCAGUAGUGUCUAGUUUUUUUUCUUACUCAUUCAUGCUUUCUCUUCCAUUCAGAUGUUUCUGUAGCAACUCGUGUAACAUAGCAACUAACCAGCCAAUGACAGAGCUCGAUUUCUGUGCUUUUUACUCGCUCCAUCUCUCCUUCUGUCACCAACUUACCUGCUUUCCUGUCCAAACUGGAAGAGUGUCAAAAGAGCUGCCGUGAAGCCUUCUCGCAGGCUUCUUGUUCAGACUGUCACUGAUCCUUUAAGGCCUUUCUGAGAGAAAAAGUGACACCCGCAGCAGCAGCUGAUCUGUUGAGAAUCACACAGCUGCAAAACAAAAACUUGCCACAACAGCAACAGCAAAGUGCAAUCUUUUCUGUUUUAUGUGGGUGACUUCCUCCCCACAUUUUCUGGUCUUUUAAUUAACUUUUAUAAAUUUAAAGUCUUUUGCACUCUCUCAAUCGCUUAAAUCCAACCAUUUAUCACUUUGCAUUUCCUCCUCUGCUGUUGUAGAAGAGAAAGGACUAAGUUCCUGAACUAUCCCACACAAACCUGAUGGUGUGUAGCGGACACCUUUAAUGUGAAAUUUCAGUCAAAAAAGAAGAUUUAGAUCAGCUGAUAAUGCUGUAGUGAGAGGGUGAGGUCGAAGUUGUGAAAAACAGAAACUUUAUUCUUUCAGCCAAAAUUCAGACCACAGUCUUGUUGUCUUUGUCAGUCACUGUGGUAUUUCUACAUAACAUUUUAACCCCAAAAGAACCAUUUUAGGUACACAAAAAUAAAACCAAACCCUCUGUUCAUUAUCAGUUUCCAUUUAUUUAUUUAUUUUUGGACAAUCUGUGAAACGUCUUAAUUUGUAAUUUUUCACUGAUAUCACUCUCAGUUAAGGAGGUCAAAAUGUUUUGUUACACACUGCUGUAAAAGUGAAUGGUAACGUAAUGUUAUCAUUCGUGUUAGUCGUUGUUAGAUUGAUAACAAAAAGGAAUAAAACUGUAGCUGAUGAUCUCUUUUUCUUUUUUUCUUCUUUUUCAUCCUAACCCGGACAUGUCCUCUUUUUGGGGGGCUAUCCAGGCGGUCUGGCUUUGUCCGGGGAAGUUUAUGAAAUUCUUCAAACGUCAGUGAUUUUAUACGAGAGUUUCGAUUCGUUGUCACGUGGACUUACUGAGUUAGGAGCAUGUAAAAGACACUCGAUCCGACCCGAAAAACUCCCAAAAUCAACUUUGUGGACUCCAUGACUCAGCCCUCGCGCAGUCGUGUCCUCUUUUUGGGAAGUCAGAUUAUUGUCACCCAACAUAAAGAGGCAUCGUUUUCAGUUUCAGCCUGUUUCUCAAUCAGUUAGAAACCCCUUACAGGGCCUUUAAACACCGGAUGUCCAAACUACAGAUUGCACCUCUAAAAGCUUGUUGGUUGAAUUGAGAUCCGGAUGGUCGUUUCAGUGCUGGAAUAGGAAGGAUGUUCAGAAAUCUAGAUGUCAUAAGCAACAGUUUUUCUUUUUAAACUGUGCUGUUAUGAUACAGGAUGACAGCAGCAUGGGGACACUGGUCACACUGGUACAGCAGACGAUGCCCAGCUGUGAUACUGGGCAAAGUCCAAGAAUAGAUUUAUGACGGAUUAUGAAUGUGACUUUAAAAGUUUAGAACUGUCGCUCUCUUCUUUUCCGUUGUUCUCCUCCUCACUGCUCCACCCUCUCAGCCUUUGUUUUGGUGCAUUGUGUUGUGUCUCUUGUGUGUAUGCUUGUACAUGUUGUUCUGACUGCCAAAUUGGCUUUUUCAUUGCCUGUGGUGCACAGAUACAGUACAGGAAUACUCCUCUCUCCUGCUGUCUGUAGGGUUGGACUUUUUUUGUUUUCAUUAUUGUAAAUCUUGCCAAAGCUGCUCUGUAUAUUCCCUGACAACAUUUUCCUGGAAAGGUUCAGCUCCAUUCAACCUUUUUAAAAAGCUUGGCAUGUGUUUUGAUUGCCUAAAGCUGUAAUAAGACACUUCAUUUAUUGUAGCUCUACUGGCCAACCAGCCUGAACACACACACACACAUGCAGGGAUUUUAGUCUGCAAGGGGCCAGGAAUGCCGAAGAAAGAGGGAUAAAGAGGGAAAAGAGGGAGAGAUAGAGGUAUAAAGGGGGAGAAAGAGGGACCAGAAGGGGAAGGAAAGUUUAAAAAAAAGAAAGAAAGGAGUGGAAAAGAGAGAUUGCUUUAAUCCAGAGUAUGGUGUUUAGUCUGGGCUAAGCUGCGGCAUUAUAACAGCACAAUCUGCUGGUGACUGAUGGCUGGUUUUUCCCCUCGCUGCUUUUUGGCAUCAUAUUUUCUCCAUUCCUGCUUGUCUUUUCUCCACCCCUCUUCCUCUUCUCUUUUUCCCACUGUUGGUCUCGAGCUACUAUAAUUAUCACCAUGUUUGUGGGCAGUGAGAUAGAGUUUGUUUAAGAGCUGCUGAAGAGCCAAUAUUAGCAUGUCUUUGGCAUCUUUUAUAAGCGCGGACAUCCUGAUAAGGCCCUAAGAAUAACUUUUUAAAGAAAAUUGAAAGAACGGUGGCUUGAUUUUUUAAAAUUUUGUUCAUUUGUGCAGUGUGGUUGAUUAUCAGAAGAAGAGCAACAGAUGGCAGAGGGUGGCAGAAAGGACAAACUGGGUGGGAGAGACAGAGGAGGUAUUUCCGGAUGGGAGCUGGGGUUAAGACAAGUCUCUGUGGGUGAUGGCAAUCUCUGUAUCCCAGUGCAUUGUGGGAAUAGGUUGCCGGACAGGAAGUGGAUAGAAUGUCAGGUUCAGGCCCACAGGAUGUAGAGUGGCUUAAAAGCUCCUCCUGGUGUGCUAGAGUUGUGUUGUUUGCCUUAACUUAGAUUUUUCAGUAAAUGUUCGAAGAGGAAGUUGCGGAGCAUGUCGCUUUUACACAUCUUUUUUUUUUCCACACUUAUAGUGUUUUAGUGUAACAGAGUCAUGUUGUAGAUGCUUUUGUCCAAAACAUCACAUAUCUGAGAGAGCUAGAGCGAUAAAAGCAAGAAUCUCUCAAGCAGGCUGCCCCAUUUAUCGCAGGUUUUUACAUUUAUAUUAGAAAAUACAUGUCAUUAAAAUCAGCUAAAAGCACUUGGGUGAAAAAGGCUUUUUUAGUCUCUUCUCUCUUUCUACUUUUUGUACUUCUUCUACCAACAAUUUGAAGGUUAGUGCUUUUUUUCUAUUCUGUCCUUGUGUAGAAACACGCCGGUCCAAGAAAGCAGCUUGGUUGGAAAGGACCUGCUACUCAUGCAGAUAAUUAUUCACUGAUUAAAAAAGACUUAUGAUUAAUAUAUUCCAUUACUACCAAUUCUGUACUGCUAAAUGCUGCUACAUACUGCACACUGUACCUUUAAACAUCUAAAUGAAUGCACUGAGUGAACUCAGAUUCACUGAUGAGCAAAUGAAAGUAAUAUUGCAUGCUGCUUUGAAGUGAUGUUAGGAGUUUCCCUAUUUUAAUCAUACCUUUAAAAGAAAAUAUAAUUCUAUGUGUUUGCAUAGUUUCAAUGUAUAUGAAAUUUUACAGUUGCAACCUUUUAAAAGUGACUCCAUUUGACUCCAGCACCACCUCAUUCGUCUUAUUUUUUGAUCCACCAAUCUUGAUCACACAUGAUCUCAGUUGUCUUCAUUAAUUCCUCUCAGGUGCCUCCACGAUACUGUGUGUGUGUGUGUGUGUGUGUGUGUGUGUGUGUGUGUGUGUGUGUGUGUGUGUGUGUGUGUGUGUGUGUGUGUGUGUGUGUGUGUGUAUUAGCUCAAAUGCUGAUCUCGUUCUUGUCUCAGCCUCACCUCUCGGGGACAAAGACUCUUUUCACAGCUCACAUCUCUCUCUCUCUCUCGACUUCUCUCUCUCUACUUCUCUCUCUCUCUCUCCACUCACACAAACCCAAACCGUCCCAUAAGAGUGUAUUGGAGUGUGAGUGGAUCUGGUUACCUGUGUGCGGAUUUUCCUUCCCUCUUUGUCUCACACUAAUCCAGCAAUAAUUUUCAACACUUGUUCUUGACUUUGCUCAUCACUCUCUGAAUAACUUUGUACACCGUGGAAAAGUUGUUUUACACACUUUUUAACAUUUUUUAUAUGCAGUUCAUCUUUUUUUGAUGUUCGGUGACUGCUUUGUGAAUUCUUGAUGCCUUUGGUAGCAGAAGUAGUAGAAUGAAAAUCACUGUAAUUGUAGUGACUUAUCUCCUUGAGUAUUGCCCCCUUGUGGAUACUCGUAAUGCAUGAGUAUGUACAAAUGCAGAUUAAUACAGUGAAGGUGCAGUAAAAGUAGAGUGAUGUUUCCGUUUGAAUCCUACUUUUAUAUAGCAGCAUUUACUAUUCUGUCAAUCAAUACAAAGUGGGCACUUAUGCACCAUUAGCACAUACUCAAACAGACAGUCAGAGGGAGCAGAACAUACAGACAGAUCAAUAAAAUGACGUGCGUAUAGGGGGAAAUGUGCUCAAGCUUGACCCUGAUGUUGGAGAUAAAAGUCGGACUCAUCAUGUUCCUGGAAUCUCCUCUUUUUGUCCUUUUAACCUGUGCUGACUCACCUGCACCGCACAUAAACACCUGAAUUUCAUGUGAUGCUGGUUCAUAAAUCAUUUCCAGUCGAUUCAGCCCCACUUCUUCUGUUUCUGCUUGUGUGUUUGUGUUUGCACCUGAGGGUUGUUUUAAUAGAUACCAGAUGGAUAAUAAGGAGAAAAAAAAAUCAGAGCAGCAGACACGGGCAAACACACACAUGAUGGAACAAGCUGUAUGCAUACACAGGUGUGUGAUGAGACAUUUUGUUUUGGUCUGUUUGGGCAGUCAUGCGGCCACCUCUCCUCAGGUUACUUCAUGUCUCUCACACACACACACACACACACACAAACGCACACACCUGUUGAUUAGUGUGUAUGCUGACAGGUGUCAUCAGUUCUCAAAUGUGUUUAUCUACAGACCACCUCCACACUGACUGAGGUUUCGGGCUGCAAUAUUCACUAAGAGGCAGCCAGUGACACAGACAUUAUAUCAGCAGUCAUUUAGUAGUAACACUUGCUGACACACAAACACACACACACACAAGCGGGAGAUGGAUCCACUCACACAAACACACAUUUCUUGGCAAGUCAGGAAGGAAAUACAAGGUUGAACCACAACUGCAGAGUCAGCCCACUCAUGUCUAUUCACAUAUGGUGUACUUUUUUAUAAUGUACUGGUGUGUACAAACAGUGUGUGAAUGACAGCUUGUGUGUGGUGUAGGGCUGGGCGAUAAACCGAAAAUUUACCGAUACUGAAAUUUAUGACAAUAACCGUCGCCAUUUUGCCCAUGUCAGUAUAUUUGGUGUCAAAAAAAUAAAUAAAUAAAAGUUGGUUUUGGAUGUGUGUAGGUAGGCUAUGGUCUCAUGUUCCUUUAAGAUGCUGUCCUAUGUUGGAGAUGUGACUCCACCCCAUCCAGUGUGUAACAAAGAGGGAAAGACAGGUGAGGAGAUGGAGGACAGUUCAAAAGUCGGAGCGGCUGAAGUAGACGAAGUUUAUGUAGGAGGGGUUAAGCAGCUUGUGGAGUAGUUAUCGUCCAUUUAUCAUUAUCGAGGUGAACUGCUCAUCAUAUCAUGAUAUUGAUUUGAGGCCAUAUCGCCCGGCCUUCAUGUGGUGCAUCAUCAUCUAGUGUUUCCUUCACUUCCUUUUCCAUCAUACAGCACCGUUUCUGCUCAAAUACACCGAGACAUGAGAGAAAGGAGCUCAUAAUCCCGAGAAAAGUAGUUCUGUCCUUGAAACCUGUGUAGAGUGUGUGCGAGUGUAUGUGUGUGUGUGAAUUCUUGCCUCUUGAAAUGUGGGUCAGCUGCCAUUAACCUGGUAGCUCAUUCAGGGAGAACACUCCAUCCUAGACUGCCCACAUCUUCUUCAUGUGUGUAGAUGCAGAAUAAACUCAUGCAAGCACACACACUUGAUACCCCCCCCCCCCACACACACACACACACACACACACACACACGCAACUACCUAGCAACUGCAUUAGCCCCAAUCUAAACAGGAAAUGCUGAGGAUGUGAGCACUCAGUUGGGUUGCUGUGGAAACUAGUUGCUACCUCUGCUGAUGUAACCGGUCCAGUUCAACAAUAACAAUAACAAUGUAAAUGAACUUGAUAACUAUACAUAAGUACAUUUUAGAGUAUCUGUUAUUCACUUGAGUGUUGGAGAAACAUAUCACUUAAGCUCCACUACAAUUGAAGGACAAAUAUUGUUCUUUUGACUUUACUAUCACCAUAAAUUUUCACAUUACUCACAACUUUUUCUCAGAUGUCAGCAGAUUCAUUUUCUUUCUUUUCCAAAAUCUGAUCUGGUUGAGAGUAAACAGUGUUUUAGUGGCUCUACAUGUGGUGUUAUCAUUCUCACUGGUUCAGAGCAAAUGCACAGUAGGCAUCACUCAGAUCAGGCAGUUCAUAAUGAGAGGAUACAGAAGGAUGAGGAUUCUCUUAAACCUGUAUAUGAGGUCUUUGAAAUUAGACAUGGUUCCCUUCUUUCUAAAUGUUGCACAAAACUGAUCUCAGCCCACUAAAUGCAUUAGAAAGUAUUUCUUCUUUCCAUAUUGUUUCUGUUAUUUUGAAGCUGCACAUCUGGAAAUCUGUGGCAUGUUGGUUUAAAAAAUACAAAUUGUGCAACAGUAUGUACUCCUUAUUGCACUCGUACAUCGCACAAAAACAUCAAUGUUUUGAUAUAUUUUUAAGUAGUUUUCAAACUAAAGCGAGUACUUUAUCUCAAUGAAUCAUUUUUCACUUUUAUUCAAGUAAUUUCUGACCAGGAGUAUUUACAGUACUCUUAAUACCUAUUUACUCAUUUACUCUAUUUAUUCGGAACUUAUUUAUUUAUUUAGAACUGCUACUUAUUACUGUAUUUGUUUUUAAUGAUGCACUGACUGUCUGGCACUUUUUUAAUUUCGUUGUACUGGUUACAAUGACAAUAAAGACUAUUCUAUUCUAUUCUAUUCUAUUCUAAACUCAAAUAAUGUCAUACAACAUAUCAAGUCUCUGUCUACUUUCCAUCGUAAAUCGAGCAGAAUUAGUGCUCAAUAUUUCUAUUAACCAUACAGUAGGUGCUGUGAGUACUUGUGCAAACAAAAGGCCCUUCAGCAAAGUGCUGCUUCUCGAUAGAAAAGAUAAAUAAUUAAACUGACAAAAGAAAAGCACGUCUUUCUUCUUCAAGGGCAGACCAUGUAGAGAGGCUCUACAUUCAAAUGCGAAGUGUUUUGUACUGUAAGGGAGACAUGUAUAGAUUAUGGAUUAGGUAAGGCAGUGUAAAUGAGUGGCUUGAAUAGAAACAGAAAUCAAGACAUAAAUGAGAAACAUCUCCCUGUUCACUCGUUCAGAGAUAUAAAGCGUCAGACCUUGAUGAAAAGUCAUAAUUGUGGUCGAGUGUUGAGAAGCAGGAGUGCUUAUGAAACAGUUGAAGUGCUCUUUGGACAGCAUUUAAUGUGAUUUGUUUUCAAGAGUCAAAAAAACUGUCAUGAAAAGGAAAAAUAGGAGUUCAGAAACUCGAGUAUAUGCAGUCAGAAUUUCUGCGCUCAACGUCAACAUGCCAGAGAGAUUGUCAUCUCUGAUCUCUGUCAGCAGACCUUCAAAACCACCUAUUGUCUCUAUGGCAACAGAGAUUAAAGGUCAUUGUCCCGCCAUGAGCUCGACCUUUUCAAAAUGUUAUUUGGUGCCCUUUUUUCGUUUAUGAUCUCUGUUGGAGUAAGCCUAAGAGCUAGGGAUUUAAAAAGAGGGCAAAAGUCACCUCACACCCACUCAACUAUUUGGUGAAAUGCAAAACGUACAGCCCUGAAUGGCUUCAAGAGGUUUCAUAAUUUUGUCUCAGUCAAAUUAUAAAAGUGUGUAGGUUUAUCUGGAUUCAUCCCAUCAACAUCAAAUCACAUUUUCUGUGUUUUAAAGCUCCUCCGUGCUCUUCAAGCUUACUUCUACAUGAGUUCAGCUUGCCUUGAACCCACAUGCCCUCCAUCUUCUACUUAUGCAACUUUCAUUAAAACUGAUUAUUAUAUUAAUGCCUUGAAGAGGAACACUCAAGAUGCAGCUAAUCUGCACACACUCUCGAAAUUAUUAUCUUUAAGAAUCUUAAUGAUUCGAUCACUUCUUGGUUUGCCUUUUUAAUUUCAGAGGAUGUUUCAUUGGGUGUGUGCUUGAUGGCAGCAUAUUAAUGUGGGUGCAAGUACUCUCUGAAUUGUUAAAAGACCGUACAGUUCUGCAUGUUUUAAAGCAUUGACUUUGCUUAGUGAUGAUGUGGUUGUUGACUGAACUUUUUUGGGGGGCUGCUCUGGAUAGUGUUUGCUGAUUAGGAAUGGUCCUUGUUGUAGCUAGAGUUCGAUGAUACCAAGAUAAUAUUAAUCACAAUGUGUGAGGGCAUGACAACCCAAAAGACAAUGGAACCCUUUUGAACUUCUUAAAGUGUAAUUUGGAGUGAGAACAUUGGUAAUGAAUCCAUCUUUCUCUUUCUGCAUCUUCCUCUAUCCUUUCUCUAAACCCAAAGCAGUAAAAGCGGAUGACUGUCUUACAAAGGUCAGGAUCUGCUCAAGGUUCUGCCUCUAUUGAAGGCCUGUCUCAGAUAAAGGCCUGAGCCACUAUUUGUAUACUGCCAACCUACCUGUACACAUUACUUAAACUCAAAUACACUUAAUGUUUGAUCAUUGCAGACACUCAAUAAAUUUUAAAGCUAAUUAGAAACCUCAGACGAGUCAAUUACCGACUGCAGUGGGGUGACACAGCUCAAGGAAGAACAUUUAUGAUCAUUUCUUCAUGGAAAUGCAAUCAGACUGAGACGCUAAGGCGGAAGAACUACAGCGUCUGCAGUGCAAAAUGAUAAAUAUGAUGAUUAUUACCUCUAGGAAAUGAUAAAGAAAUGAUCAUAAAUGUUCUUCCUUGGGCUGCGUCACCCCGCUGCAGUCGGUGUUGGACUCUUCCGAGGUCGGCUGCUGGAAGAGAGUAGGUGAGUUGUGUUUAGUCUCUUCACUAAAGAAAUAAAGAAAAGUUAAAAAGAUGUUUGGUGGCUAGUGCUGAAGUUAGGUGCUGUUCUGAGCAUUAUUUGUGGCUAUAGAGUGGCGUUUUGAGGUUUGUUUAUGGCUCCUCAGACCACUUGUAUUGCUAUUGUGUGGUCGCUACUAAAGUUGAACUAGAGAAGCAAGCGGUCGGCAACAUUCAUCUCUGGAGAGGGUGUCUAACUCGAUGUUUGACUCUAACCUAAUUUUAUGCUGGAAUAUCCCUUUAAGCAUGUAGGGGACAUGAUAAGCAAAGACUGCUUUUGCCACAGGGGGCGUCAAAGUUCACGCAGAGAAAAAGUUCCUCACAGGAGCUCUCGAAAAAAUCCUCUGAAACUGUCAGAUGCACCGUUUACUUUGAAUUCUCAAUUAGGGCCACUUUCACCUCAGGUAAGGUCAUGUUGUCUGUCGCCUGCAGCUUUGACCGACUAAUCAGUCCUCUUGCUGGUGGUCUCUUUAACCUUUCUAAGUCAUAUAGGAUCAGUAUUUUUUUUAGAUCUAUUUCAAAACCAGCUGACAUUUCCUCACAGAGGCUUUAGGGCCUGUUUUCACUGCCAACAUUUUAUGCGCUUGCAUUGCCCAUGACCUUGUAGCACCUCUCACUGGCGCUUGCUGCGGCUGAGUCACUAAGGAUUUUCAGUGACACCUCUGGUUUCCUUAGCAAUGAUCAGAAAGUCUAUUAGAAAAGGCUCUAUAUGCUUCAUAUUAGCUUUUACUCAAUCAAUUUUUACUAGUCAGAGUACUCCCCUUUAAAAAACAAUACUAGUUUGAUUUGACUAUUGAUUGUUUCUGCAACAUAGAGGAUUGAAGGUAAUUAUAAUUGUGGGGACAUACAAUGUUGUCGUUAAGGCUGAGCAAGAGUAGGGUCCUUUAAAAUGUCCACCUUGCUGGCUGUUGUCAUGGUUAUCUGUGGGCAGCUGCCAUGAAGUGUAACAGCAUUUGAACAAGAUAGGCAGAAAAAGCAUGUUCAUGAAGUGCAAAGUGACUAAGGAAACCUAAAACCGUGCUGUCGUAAGAUUGUGGUUAACGAGCUUUAAUGACAGAAAAAGACGGAUGAAUGGACAGCUCUGUCAUCCUGUCCUCCUCCUCAUCCCCUCAUCGAUUAUUUAAGGAGGGAUUGGUUGAGCCUGGCUCAGCUGAGGACUGUGAGCGUCUGCCCUGCCUGCUGUCUCUCAUUAUUCACACCCAAGGGGGAGGGCUACGACACACUCGCACACACCCACACAUAAACACGCACUUUUUAUCUCUCUCUCUCUUACCCCCUGGUCCACACACACCGAUACAUGCGCUCCUUGCUUACAUCAUCCAUGCAGUAGAGGCAGAUCAGACAGCCAGGCGUACAUGCUGAAGUGCGCACCUUUGCCUCUCGUGGAUGCACACGCUGAAGACACGCGACUGGAGGAGAAGGGGAUUUUCAGAUAAGUUGCUUUUUGAGGGACUGAAUUAUUGAAGAGCAUUUGUUGUGAAGAAGUGAAGAAGAAGAAGAAGAGGGGGCAUGUUCAUUUUCUGUUGAGGAAAGCUGGUGAUUCCCUCCUCUCUCUCAGGUGUGUCUUCUCCUUCCUCGCGUUCCUCCUGCAGACAUGAAGACUGAGUUUCUUUGAGUAAACAAACCCUGAAAAACGCAGCAGGUGUUUCCCAGUUGUUUUGUGGGUGUGUGUGAGAGUCUAUGUGUGCAUUGAGGCACACAGACCAGUCCGUAUGCUGCAGAUGGUUCGAACCCUAGCCCAGUUCAGCAUCGCUCUGGAGGAAAUGAAUGAAAACGGGGAAAAUACUGGAGAUGAUGGAGGUGGAGGAGAGAGAGAUGCAGGAGGAGGAGAAGAUGUGAUGGAGAGAGACGCUGUGGAUCAGCUGAGAAACAACAACGGGAAUGGGAACUCGGGCGGGAAUUUGAACGGGAAUGGAGUUUGUGCUGGGAGCCCUGGUGGAGAGGUAGAUGUGUUUUUCUUGUCUUUGUUGUUAAAGUCUGUUUUGAUGUGUUGACUCUUUCAGCCUGUGUGAAGUGCCUUUUCGCAGAUUAGAUCGACUUUGUCUUGUCUUCAGUUUCUUUUUAAUCCGCUCUCAGUGUUGCAGAAGUUGCUUUUCUUCGAGUUUCCUUCUGUUUCUUAUUUUUCUUUGUAUUUCAGAUCUCCUUCUUCCUUGAAAUAUUGCCCUUUUUUCAUUCUCUUCUGUCUGUGACUCUGCUCUAUAACAGAAUUCAAUUGCAGUGAAUCAUACCAUUAACUCCAACACCUACAGUAUUUUUUAUCACUUUUUUUUCGUUCUAGUCGGUCAGUCUGAUAAAAUUCCAUAUCUCAUGUCAGCCUGAAUUCUCGAGUUAUGUGUGCUUGAGUUGUUGCACCUUUUGUGAAUACACUUUGCGUGUGUGAACACACAAAGUCACACACAAACUCUAGAUGCAACACAGCAGCUGCAGAUCUGCUGUGGUGCAUGACACCCAGACUGUAAAUCCCUGGAGUUCCCUACGAGUCAAUGGAAAUGUUAAAAUUCUAACCCUGCCCUUCUUUACAGUUUUGAAAGACCAUUUGCCUUUGUUAGUUUUAUUUUAUUUUAUUGUAUUUUGGCUCAUGGUUGGGAAAAAUAACUUUUAGUGCAUAUAUUUGUACAUCUAACUACCUCAGACCCCUAUCUUUAAAAGAUAAGUUAAAGAGCAAAGAUUUAGUUUCACAGCUGGAAAUACAUAUUUGCUUCUUUUUUUUUAAGUAACUUGAUAAUUGUUGAACAAAAAUAUUAUAUAACUAUUUAUUUUUUCAUUUUUUUCUGUGUGAGCACAGACCUUUUGGUGAUAUCCAGAAUGACAAUGAAUCAGAACAAGACUAAUUUAGCACUUUAAUAUUCAUUGUUUCAUGAGGUUUGAAUCAGGAGACUUUGAGGCAGGGAUAGAAGUAAUGAUGAUGAUGAUGAUGAUGAUGAUAGAUGAGUUGUGUUUUCAAUCAAUAGUGUGUGAGUGUGUCUGGAAAAAAGAGAACUAAUGAUGAUAAUAGAGUAGGUUAAUCCAGUCCAAGGCCUGACAUUGACGAGUGCAGCGUACACAGACUCAUACACGUGCUCUCACAGAGUUACAUAAGCUGACAGUGAAGGAUGACACUCCUUUAUGUUGAGGACUGUCACCCGGAAACAUGACCAAGAUGUGAAAAUCAAUUUCCGUGUUUUCACAGAGCUGCAUCGAUGAAUAGAGGCAGAGAGGAGGCUGAUGAGGUUGCUUUCUCUGUGGGCUUAGAGGAUGCCUGUUGCUGCUUUCGCCUGGCUGUUGCCAGGGGAUACAGUCGUCGUAGAGGGGGGAGGAGGGGUGAGGAGGUGUGACGACAGUGAUAAGACAAGAGGGAAGAGGAGACUGACUGUAUGUCUGAUGCUGAUGCUUUAAAUGAAAUAUCUCCAGCUCAGGGUCAUGGGUAACUAAAUCCUGUAUAUUCAUGAUGAAGAGGCAGUGAAGGGUGAUGGUUUGAUAUCUGUCUCUCCAUCCGUCUGUUAGUCUGCUGUACCAAAGGCUACCACCGUGACUACCAAGAGAACUUUACAUUUCAGAUUGACGAUGCAUCUAAAAAAAAUAAAAACUGGCCAUUCUCUGUAUGAUGUGGGCUGGGUGAUUACUCAGAUUUUAAUUUUAAUCACGAUUACCCCCCCGCACAGUCACAAAAAUAUGAUAAUCAAGACUGAAUGAUCACCAUGUUGCGAUCGUUUUGUCCCGUAGCCUGGGAUGAAAGGAGGAAGCCCAACCUUCCUUUUCGCUUUUCACUUUAACUUUGCCAUUAACUUAGAUCAAUGUGAAAAGUGCUAUUCAGUGCUAUUUUAUUUGAUUUUGAUUUAUUUGAUUUUUUUAUUCAAAUAUUCUCGUCAAAGUGAACAAAAAAGUUUUUUCCAUUUGUGAAUUCAGAGUUUAAAAGUUUUAAAGAGGUUUUAAGUUUUUUUUUAGAACUGUGAUUUUUAUUUCCAAUCAAAAUAGCCUAAUCAUGCUUGUGAUUUUUGCCAUGAUUGAGCAGCCUCAGUAUGAUUCCUAAACUCAUCCUCCUGAACAGAUUGUUACCCAGUGGUUUGACUGAUUGAACCACCCAAAAACAUUAUUUGUUUUUGUGUCCCUUAAAGCCACAUCAGUCCCGAGACUUGCUUAUUUAGUCCUUGUAGGGCAUAGAGAAAUUGUGUUUAAAAGUUGAACAAAAUCACAGAUUUAGUGUGUACAUUUAGUUUUGUUCUGUGCAAAGCGAAUUAGGCAAAAACGGGGGAAUUUUUUAAGAAUCUCCAGUGAAAAGGUUUGGUUUUUGUCUAUAAAUUCCUUGAUAGUUUUAGAACUAAAACCUCCAUAUAUUAUGGGCUUUUUCUUCCUGGUUUUAAGGACUCCAAAUAUUAAAGUUCUGUGAAAUAAGUUUAAUUUGUGCAAAAUUUUAGAUUGGGAUGUUGUCAAGGAAUAAGUUGUUACUGAUGUAGAUUUCGUCUCCUUGGACUGGAACCAAGGUUGGGAUUUUCACUAAGCGAAACAGCUUUCAGGUUAGAGAGGUGCAUUAGAAAAUAGUGACAAUAUCACAUGUUAAAAAUGUGAAAAAGAAAAAAAAAAGAAACCAUUUUAAUCCAAGUUCUUUGCGACCCCAAGUUAACUUUGAAAGCCUUUUAUUUACCAUGAAAAUCUGUGAUUAAAAUGAUCAUGACCGGUUACAGCUCUUAUUAUGUCUCUGACUGAAAUCACCAUUCACUCCAGAGCUUUAUAUGGUGAAUGUACCAUUUGUUGUGCUAUUCAAACACUAAAGGACUAUAACACUCUGUAUAAUGGACAAAUUGUCCCCCACAAUGCAUUGUGAAAACAAGGGUGUUACUGAUGGGGACUAUCUAAGCACCGUGUAUGUCGGACCAAGAAUGUUUGUGGUUAACUAUGAUUCUUCUUCAUGACAAGAUUAUGAGAAUAAGAAGCUAAAGAAACAGAAAAGUUAUGAUGGCAUUUUUUAAACUAAAACAGUGCCAUUUUCCUCCAUUGUCAUUUAGUAAGCGCCCGUAAAGCAACGUGGAUACGAGAACAAGAACAACACAAGCAAAGAUCUAGACAAGAAGAAAAAGAUGGUGUCUGGUAGGACACCGUAGUUUGUAUUUGCCAGAUAAACCAGUUUUGUUAAAUCAAAUUUGAUGUUUCAGUAUUUUACAAAAAAAAUUGUCAUCUUUAUUCAUAAAAAUAUGCGCAGUACAUUUUUUAUAUCACUGGAAUUCAUGGUGUUUCUUGUCAGUGUUGAGCUGUCCUUUGAAAUGUGCAGCAACAGUGAUGUUGUUUAUCAUGCUUAUUGUUGAGCCUAUUGUCGGGCCAACUGUAUUCAGUUCAGCUUUGCUGCAUCCGUCAAUAAAGCUAUAGGACAAAGAGAUGGGCAAAAAUUAAACUCAUUUGCACUUUAUGUUUGCGACAAUCUUUAUACUGUAUGACAUGUCUGCAGUCAUAACAGCUUUGUCCCUGUCCUGUUGUUGCCAGCUAAGGUCACAGAAAAAGUGAAAGAACAGAUCUUAUAAAAUAUUUGACGGCACAAAGCAGCUGCAGCACUUGGAAAAAAUCACUGAAAAUGUGUGUCUUUUGUUGGCAAGGUACCAACUUUAGCUCUAAAAUUGCCCGUACAAAAGAGUUUGAUGAAAAGCAGAAUUUAUUUUCCUUUCAAUGCUGAAAACAUCACAUACAAUCAAACACCGUGCACGGCCUUGUCAAAUAACGGACAGGUGAAUUACCGGCAGUUUUGCACAGCUUUAUCAAAACAAGUUGAGUUACGCAAAAUCUUGAGAAAUCAUUAUAAAACCGAGUAACAAAAGAAGAGGCUUUUUGUGGUCUAAUUUAGUCUGGAAAGAACAGAACAACAUACAGUAACAUCACUGCUGUCAAAGACAGAAAUAUAGUUCAUACUGUAUCAGAUAAACAUCAUGACACCUCCCGCAUGGACGUGGAAAGAAGUCAAAUAAAACGACAUCAGACAAAGCUGCCUGUGCUCUGCUUAGACUCUGUUCUGCUGUAAUAUUUGGCUGUAGUUACGGAGAACAGCUUACUUUAUGGACCCCCUGUGACCACAAUUAUUAUUAAGACACCAGAGCUCGCAGAAAGACACAUGGGAACACACUGUACUACUAACACCUCUCUGUCUUUCAGAUACACUUGAAGGUUUCCUCUCGGUACCCUCCAAUGUUAAUGAGUGAUACUCUGAAACCUAUAAGCCAUUCAUCCUGUCAUGUUUAGGACUGUUGCCACUUCUAUGAAUGUCAGAUAAAGACUGUCAUUAAGGAUAUAUGUAUACCUAUGCAUGUCCUAUGCAUGUUCCGGUAGAUAGGUGAUGUUCUUCAUGUGCUGUCUGCUUCUGCGUGUGUCAAUUUAGAUUUGUUUGUAUUUGAGUGUUUUCAUACUUCUUCACCAUGAUUACUUGAACUUGUUGAACAGUGAUGAUGAAAUUUACCCCAGAUGCCCCUAUUGACUUCAUCUCAGCUUUUCUUUCAUUCCCUGCAAGUCACAAUUAGCAAGGUCAGUGUAUGCUCACUGCAGAGGAACAGUUUCAGGACUGGACUGAAUUAUUUCAAGUUGGUGUAUCUACAUUUCAGACCACUGUCUGAACAUGUUUAAUACAACACGCUGAGACAAUAGCAACAUGUACUUGUCAGAUUGUGUCAGUGUUGAGAUGCAGUGAGGUGAGGUGUGGAAAUUACUGACCCGUGCAUGGUGCCUCUGUCCUCUAGAAGGCGAUUGAACGUGGCUCAGGAGGACUGAAGCAGACAACCUUUCGGUCCUGAAGCAGGUUUUUUCCCUGGAAAGCCCUUGUGUUAGAAAACUUACACUUCACACAGCCAAUGUUUGUUUAUCUUGAAGCGUGCGUUAUUAAGUUUCCAACUUAUUUUAUAGCCCAUUAGUGUCUUUGUUUAUUUUUUCUUCAUCUGCUGGGAAUUUUCAUUGUAGGCGGUUACAAACAUUCAAAGAUUAUUGUUUUUUUCCCUCUUGUGGCUCAACCACAAUUUAUAUUCUCUUCCUCUGUGUGUCUCUGAGAGUUUUUUUUAAUUUAUUUGACUGAUUGUGCCACUGGGACACUAGAUCACAACAUAGCACUCACCAUAGUUAUAAGUUGCACCUGCUAUGUUUCUGUCAUGCUUGAUCCAUCAUGGUUACUCCUUUGAUAAUGUCUCAAAAAGGUAGAUCUUUAUAGUUAUUUCUUUACUUUUCUUUAACAUUUUACAUGUGUGUCACAAAUGAUACAUUUUAACAUAGCAGAGGGACUUAAGUGAGAUUUGGAGUUGUAAUUUUUUUUUUCCAAAUGAGAAACAUUAGCAUUUAGGUGAAUCCAAUUUGUUGACAACCCCUUUUUAUGAGUCCAACUGAAAAACAAAUCUAAAUUUUCUAACAUGAAAUAGACUAAUUUAGUCUUCAAAAUUGUCUUACAGCACUAAUGGUAAUUUACAUACUGUUGUUUCUGUGAGUAAGGGGAUGCUAUACCUCUGAAUGCAGUCUUAAAAAAUUGUUCACACAGUUUGUCUGCCUUUCUCUGGUCAUGUUUUUAGGGUUCCUGAUAUUCUUGUUUUUGUUAAAGCACUCAGUACCCCUCUUCUUGACAUGUGUUAUUAGUCUACAGUGACAGGAUUACAAGAUAUUACAAAAAAAAUAUUGUGUCUUGACGGGUCACCGUAGUUGAAUAGUUACAAUACGUCUUUUUGUCACACUUGAUCCAGUUGAACUCCGGUCUGGACUGAGAGGGUCUUCAAAGCCGCCUUUCCUGUGACCAUUGAGCCUCGCAGCUGAGGUUUCUAUGGCAACCAUGCUUGCAAAAUGAAACUAGCAUUCCUUGAAUUAUUUCACCAUGUUCUGGUGUGUGUGUGUGUGUGUGUGUGUGUGUGUGUGUGUGUGUGUGUGUGUGUGUGUGUGUGUGUGUGUGUGUGUGUGUGUGUGUGGGUUUAAUCUCAUAAAGACAACUAGCACAGUACAGAGGGACAUUCCUGUUUUCAGGGAAGUUCCCUUCUUGUCGUAACCAUUGACUGGAUGUCGGGUAUAUUGUGAGAUGUGAAGCAAAUAAAAAACAGCUGGCAUUUGUCAGCAUAGCUGUCAAUCAUUCAUCUUUUAAAAUUAAAUAACCUCUCAGAAAAAAUGAACUCUCCGAAAAUAAUUAGUAUGAUGACAAGUCAAGAAUUACAACAGAAACCCUGUUUGAGUAUUGUUGUUGUUGUUGUUGUUGUAGCUUACAGUCUCUCAUUUGACCCUGGUUCUGUCUGUUAGCACUAAAGAGGAGGAGCUAAUGACAUGUACCUCAGCCAGUCAGUAGAGGGAGCUCUAAAUACUUUGGCUUCACAGUCAGUGUACACUUACGGCCUACAGUUUGAUAUACACUCACUCACACAUGCACAUUGUUGCCCACCUUUCUUGUUCACGCACACCUGUGUGCAUGUGCCCAUUUUACUUUACCAGCGGAUGAAUCACUCUAUAUCAGAGGUAGUUUGUUUGUUUCUUGUUUUUGCAAUAUCACAUGGAUUAACAUUUCCAGUUAAGAAGUUGUAAGAUGAAGCGAGUGGAUCUGCAUUCCAUAAUUUGAUUAUCAGUAAUUAGGGUUAAUUUGUGUAAGACAUUCAUGCAGAAGCAGCUGUUUUUCUUGUAGGGAAUGCAGUAUGUGUUUGUGUGCAAGUGCAGAAAAUAUUGAGAAGUGCACAAUCUUAUACAAGAACUUUAUUGAUCCCCAAAAUAAAUUCAUUAAAAUUAAUUCUUUUAAUGCAUUUUGUAGACUUUGCACAUCAAAUGGAUCCUGAAACCAACUGUAUUGAUGAUUUAAAAUGAAUAUUUAUUUUAUUAAGACAGAAAUCAUUUAGUAAAAAAAAUGAAAUUUACAAUCUCAAAGCAUUUAUCGUCAUUGAAGACAAAAAAUGAUGCCAAUGAAAUAAUGAUGAAGUAAUUUUGCAUUACAAAUCAGCAUCUUCUUUUUUUAUAAUCGCCCAGCUGAGCCAGAUGGAGGAUGUUUUUGCUUUGACUCAGUUUAUUUGUAGAACACAAAACUUUUGAUUGGUGGGUAGUGGCCAAUCAGUCGACAGCAGAGAAAAUAAGAGGGUGAAAGAAAAGUGCAGAAAUUUGUGAAUGUUAAAACAUGCAUGGACCUGAGUGACGGUAAGACAAAGAAAACAGACAUAAAACAGCCAUAAACAGCAACAAUAUAUGGGACAUGGCAGUGAUGCUAAUGCUGGGAAAGAUGCUUUUGCUAACUACUGUAUGAUCCGCACUGGUACUUUGUAGUUUAUCACUCAAUUGCUGAUUUUUAUGAAAUUGGCCUGCUGCUUAAAACUUGCAAUUUUUCUUGCUCUCUCAAAAUAAGUGUACUUCAAUUGGCUCCAAUUUCGCCUCCAAUUGGAUAGAAGAGCCCGGCUCCGAUUGGUUAUUCAUUAUGGCUGUGAAAUGUCAUUGUCUGUCGGGGUUAGGAUUAGAGUUAGGGUAAGGAGAUUCAGAAGUGCGAUAAUGUUCUGUUAUGUUCUGUUCGAUGUACAGAGCCGACAGCCCGCGUUUGGUUUGAGCGUGUGAUUACGUUUCACAGCCAAUCAGAGGCGAAGAAGGCAGGACCUUCCUGUGGCAUCCUACGAAAAAAUAUAUCACGCCGCGAGGUGCUUUCAAUGUAAACACCGAAAUGCGCUCUGAACACGAGGAGGAGGCGGGGCUCUGACCAGGGUAGUUGGUAUCGGUCACAAAUCCCUCCAUUAGUUUUUCUUUACCAGCCACCGUGGCUAAAUUGGUGUGAAUCUCCAUCAUGUGAGGACUGUGUGAACAAUGUGUGAGUACAGAAAACCAAAAUGUGUGUGCUGACACAGGUGACGUUGGUACCGAAAAAUCAAUGAUUGUGACAGUAUUGAAACUGGUGCCAAGCCCAACACUGCUUAUACAAAGGUUGCACUCUGUAAUGGAUCUUUUUAUUAUUUCCCAGCAUAAACACACAGAUGUGUGAUCCUAUUGAGAAGGUAACAAGGGAGCAUUUGCCCCAGUCUGAGCCAUGUUUAACCUUGUGUUUAUUCACUCUGCUCCAUUGUGUUAGUGUUUACAUCUCAGAGGAGUGUUGGCUUGAAUUAGAUUGCUUACUUUGUCGAGAUGGAACAAUGUACAGCUGAAGAUCUGUUAUUAUUAAAGUAUUUUUUGCCCUAAGUUCAAGUUUUUUUUUUUACACACUUGGUCAUGCAUCACCCUUUACCCUCUGCUGGUACCCCACAGCACCCCUGGGAUCACUACUGAUGCCAAACACUAAACAUAGCCAUUCUGGGAAGUCAUUGUUAUGGUUAUUUAUAGGGCACAGUGGAGCUGGCAGGGGGAAGAAAGUCCUCCUCUGUGCCCUGUGUAUUUCAUGUGGCCCCAGUGUGUGUGUGUGUGAGAGAGAGAGAGAGGGAGAGGGGGAGAAGGAGAAAAGGGAAACAGUGUGCAGUCAUAUAUUCACCAUAGGGUUUUGCCUGUGGCUCUGAUAUUUAUAAGUCAUUUUGGUACAAGAGUAUUUUGGGAGUCGCCCCUGAGACACAUUUGACUUGUUCCAUGAUCCUUAUACUUUCAUUUUUAUUCGCUAACUUCACUCCUUUUGUCUCACCCACUAUCAAGGGCUUUUGAAAAACUCACUGCAAGCUCCUUCAGUGUGAAUUUCGCCCCCAUCACUCAUUAAGUUUUAUUCAUCUCAUAACUGUAAAGGGAAUAUAUUGAUUCAUUUUAAUAUGCUCUGCCUUUUUUUGUGAAACAUCAAGUUUUAUUAUCCUCAUAAUAUUCUUCAUUUCCGUUUUGUCCUUAACUUGUUGAGAUUUAGUCAGCUGCAGGAUAUUCAUACCCAUCCAUCAAAGCAAAUGGCUGAGUCAUGCUUCGCUGCUGAGGAUCUCUUGAUCUUUGUGUAUGUUUGAAUCACAACAUUGAAGAUGCUAAGCACAGUUGUGGCUACAUCUCACUUCAGAACUAAGAAUGGGGGCAGGUCAUAUUAUUAAAGUCUUGAUGCAGACACUUGAGCUUGAGCACCUGCCGAUAUUUAUGUCCGAUCUGGUUCCAGUAUAAAAUUGAUAGACACAAUUCUAACCACAGAUAAAGCUGGUAGUUGUAUUAGUAUUUGAAUUCACCAUAGUCACAUUCAGACAGAUGAGACCUAAAAUUCAAAACAAUCCAUCCUCCUUUAGGAAAAUCCCAAAGGUGAAACUUAACCUGUCAUCACGGAAUUCCAGAUUCUUGCAAGUCUUUGUCUGGUUUAUAUAAAAGUGUCCCAUAGCUGUCCUUAUUCAUUGUGAACUUGAAAAGAUGCCAAGCUAGCGAGAACCAAAUGGUGGAAAAUAUCACUUUGGUGGGCCAAACUUAGGACAUAAGGGUACAGAAAGACAGGACAUAGUCAUAAUUAUUUGAUGGGCACCUUAUCAUCUGAGCUAUCGUGAAUCCGUAACUGUAUUCUGUUGUCAUAGCUUAAGAAAUGGUCUGUGAUGAUAUAAUUUUUCAGUCAACGUGAAAGUAAAAAGCAUUGGUGCUACUGUAGAUGCACAAUGUUUGCAGGACUUCUUCAACUAGGAUAAAGUGACAUAGUCCAGGACCCGAGGUAAACAGUUUAGCGGCGCUACAACACGCAGGAGGUCCCGUUUGACAUGAAACAUUUGGCUUACUUUGUUAGAGCGGUUUACCUGUCCAGCAGUAAGGUUACAGGGUCCGUAAGAUCCCGAAGCAUCCCCCAUCAUUAUUGACCCUGCUUUUUUAGCUCUGGUCCAGAUGGUCCACCUCCUUUUUGCCCAUUAUUCCGACAGUCUCUGGUAUUUACCUUGUUUCCUUGCUUGUGUUGGUGGUCGUGACUAAAGGAGGAUUCAGACAAUUUUCUGUACUAUCUGGUUGGUUUCUACUGUCCGAUAGAUGUUGUAGCACACUAACUUUGUUUGGGCUCCUGAACGACACGGGGGAGCAGCGUCUGCCUCACAACCAAUCAGCACAAGGGAGCAGUGUCCACCUCACAACCAGUCAGGUUGGGGGAGGCAGGGAAUGGCUUUGUUUACAGUCAGAAAGAGCGGAGUGCUCAAAAAUUUUUAAAUGUUGACUACACAGACAUGACAAAACACAGCAAUAUCGUGAUAUUCCCAAAUGUCAAUGACUAAUAGCUAUUGACUGAUAUUAAAAGCUUUUUUUGUAUAUACACCACAAAAAGAAAGAUGCUUCUUUAACGGAUUCCUGCCUACCCCACCUUUAAGUGUCUCACCCAAUGACUCAUCUGCAUAGGGAUGUGUCAAAGGACACUGUUGGAUUCAGGAAUUGAGCCUCCCAAUUGAAAAACAGCUGACUUCAUCAGUGGCCAUUAAACCUUUUUAGAAAAGAACCUCUGUAAAUACUAUUGAUUUGAACACUCUUGAUAAAUAGGGGCUUUAGUGCUUUCAGGCGUUGAUAUUAAUUAAAACUGUGGGUCCAUAUUAAUUCACAUUAACAUUUUUUAUCACAGACUGUACUUGGUAGUCCUGACCUUGAGUAGAGAGAAGUCCUUUUGUAGAACAGUCUGGAUCCCAGUCUGCAGUCCCCACAUAUUUUGUUACAUAACUAACCUUGCUAUAACAUUCACCUGUGUUUUAUAGAUGAAUCAAACUGUAAUGAUGAUUUCAUUUCUUUCUUUCUUUGCAGGAUAUGAGAAAACAUGUGAUGAUGACCCUUUUUGACACCGAGCAGUCAUAUGUGGAGUCACUACGCACUCUCAUACAGGUAACACAUACUCAUACAUUUGACUGCAGAUAUUCUUGCAUGUGUCGUCUAAUAAGUGAGUAAUCGUCAGACACACACUGUACCCUAAACACACAAAGAAGUUAUGUAAUCCACUUAUUGUCAUUCCUCCUGUGAGGUUAAGCUGCUAACCUCAUCGCAUCUCACUGUCAUCAGCAAUAUCUGCCCACACACACACGCACACACACACACACACACACACACACACACACACACACGCACUGUACAGUGAACUAACCUAAACCUGUAAUCUUAGCCAUAUUCCUCUCUCUGACAUAUUCAGGCACACUUGCCACCUGUGUCUGUGCGGACAUGCAUACAUGCAUGUGUGUGUGUGUGCUCACCAAGGAAAUAAUCCUGGGCUGUGUUCCCAUGGCGACAACUGGAAAGAAAGAGUUACCACAGUGACUGCAGUGAAAGUGCAGAUCCCCGAAGAAGAGAGUGUCAGACCAGAACAGCUGGACAGCAGCACCGUCCUAUGUUGAAAUUUGGCUUAUUGUCAUUUAAAUUUUCCCGACUAUGGAAAGUUUGGUUGGAUAAGAACUAUUCUGACUCUUGCUUUUCAUUAGAUCAAUUAAUGAAGGGCCCUGGUACGGCGGCAGAUUCAGCAUAAAGUGACUCAUUGAACAGUUCCUGGUGUCCCCUUCAUCCAUUCUGCACAUCUCAACAUUUUUAAUCCUUUCUUUUAUGUUUUAAAUUGGCAGCCUCAGACUUAAAACUCCUUAACCUCACCAGCAUUGUUUUCAAACACCCGAGGAAGCUGUUCAAGUGUAGGGCGAGUGUUGGGUCUAAAGAUUUUUUGGAUCAGAGUCAAGUCCUUAUUACUUGUGUCCAACUGACUCCCCAUUACCCAAGUCGAGAUCCAGUCCUGAUUAUUGAUGUAGGCCUAUUUCAGACAGGGUUGUUUUUUCUACCGUGUUAGCCCGGACUGAUUAGUAUGUAGAAAACACAUUUCUUUUUUGAACAUUAAAUUAAAAUAAAAAAGAAUUAAAGGCAGAAAACUCAUUUUAAAUCCCUUUUAUUGCUAAAACAACUGAAAAAGAAUGAGGUAUUUUGUGUAAAGUGCAAACGGUUAAGUUAACUUCCAACUCAAAAUGAGGAACACUCGAUAUACUGUAGGCUACCGCUCUUCACGCCGACAGGAAGACCGACAGAUCAUCUCAGUAAUAUUCCAUGUAUUUAUCAUGAAUCAAACUCGGACUAGAAAAGCGCUUUCAACCCCACCCCCCUCGCCGAUCGGUGCCUCCACGUCUUAAGUCACGUUACUCAUUUCCGGUCCCGUCUCAUCUGGAGACAUGCAGCUGCCUCAGUAAGAGAAGUAGCUCGAUCACGUAAUGUGUACUGUUGGUUAUUCUACCGUUACUGGCAUGCCUAACAGUGUAGCAAGGCUAAUAGCAGAUGGCUAACUCUAGCUUUAGCUAGCAUAUUACAUGGUGCAUCACCGUUAACUCGGCGUGACCGAGACCAGCACAGCGGGGAACAUCGUGAAGUGGGUUGAACUGAGACAUGUUGACUUAUUGAGUUCUUCACAAACUGGCUUAUUUACCGUUGAGGCGGACCACUCUCCUCCCUGACGCUGCCUUGCUUUAGAUCCGUCACUCUGCUGAGCUGUGAGGUAGUUAGUGGAUGAAGAUUGUCAUGAGGUCGCUGCGCCAUCUACUGGAUAAAUCAGCGAAACAUUUUCGAAGUGAAACCAAAUCGUAUUCUCCACAUUUAAUUUCUGAAAAUAACGGUGACAAUCGGCGAGUUUUGGCCGAUUACCGAUUUGUCUCAAACGGGCUAAAAUUGGCCGAUUUAAUCAGCUCGCCGAUAAAUCGGUUGGGCCCUAAACUCUUAACUUAUCAAGUAUGUGCUCUGCUCUUGCCUACAAUUACUGCAAAAUCCUUGAAAGCAGAAGUCAUGAUUAUUAGCACCUCUUGAUCGUGGCAUGAAAUGUGGCACACAGGUAAACUUUAGAGAUAAGUUGUAAAAUCUGAAAAUAUUGUUUGAUUAUGGUUUUCUGCUGUUGCACCGGCAGGGUAUUAGAGGGCAUUCUCAGAGAGAAACGUACAUACAUGGUAAACUCUAUUCUAAGAAAUAAAUGUAUUGUAACAAAGAUUAAUUUAGAUCAUAUUUGUUAUCCAGAUAAAUCCUAUGUGUCAUCUCUUUAAGUGAAAUGGAGAUUAACAUUAAUGUCUCCAUUCGAAAUUGGAAUUGACUCACCACUAAGCUUCAUUACAGCAGCACUGACAUCACCAGUCUCUCCCGUAGGUGGCUCAUGAUGACCUAUAUUUGAGAUGACACAUCGAUCACUCUUUUUGUGCCCCUCCUGACCUGAAAAACUCCCUUCUGUGCUCUGAAAAAAAAGAAGAAAACUGCCUUGUUUUUGGGUACCAGCAGCAACCAUCAGUUGUAAAUGGCAGUGCACAAUUGAGGCCCACCCACCUGCAGCCCUUAUUUUGCUGUACAACCUCCACAAACAAAGAGGAGCUUUAUGAUUCAGGUAUUUGCAAAGCAGUCAGCUCUCAUUGUACAAGCGGUACAAUCAUGAAAUUGCUGAAAUUCUUUGAUAGUAGAUUUUUUUUAUAGAGGAAACAACCCUGUCCUGGUUUAUUUUCAACGUUUUGUCUUCAAAGUCCGGAUUUUGGAUGAUAACUUUAUAUAUAUAUGUUUGGUAGUGAAUGACCUAUCAACACUUAAUAAUUUCUGGACAAUUGUAUAUUUAUGAGCAUGAAGAUCUUUGAGGUCAUUUGCAUUUCUUACACACCUACUAAUGAAACAUCCUGGUCAUAGAUCAUCAAAGAGGUCAAUUGGAUGAAAAUAUGAUUUAGUUAUAAACAGCUCAAUCCUUCCCUGUGAGAUAAAGUGAGUGUUUCCUGGCAGUAGUCAGGCGUUUAUGAAACGCAUUUCUUAGAAAACAAAGUGAAAGGAAGUGCAUGCUGAAUCCCCGCUGCUUCCCUCUUUGUCCCGACCCUCUUCAAUUCAACUUUUAUCAGCGGAAGAUCAGUUUAGUCAUCAAAUGUGUCAUAAAGUCAGGCAGUGAGCCACGCACAACUUGUCUUGACUUUACAGCUUCUGGAGACUCAGGGUCACAUCUGUCUGAGUUCAUUUUGCACAGCUAAUUGAAUCUCCAAAUCUCUUUCAGCUCCAGUGCAUUGCAGAGAGCGGGUUUGUGUGUAUGGGGAGAGAGGGAAACUGUCAGAGUCCAGCUUGUUAGUUUGAGAACCUCACGGCUAAAUGUACAAAAGCAGCUUUCAUUUUGAGUGUUAGGUUACCUUGAGACCUAAUUUAAAAAAGAAACGGAGAAAAGAAAAGAAGGACAGACCGUCAAGCACACAGUAUAUGUCGACUGAAUUUUCUGUAACACUUAAAGCACUGCUUAAUCUGUUUGCUUUUUGCACCUACAUGUCUGAUGCCACGUUUAUGGCGUAUCCCUCAGCAAUUAUGAGUAAUCAAGCUGGGAAAUUCACGUCAUUGCUGAUACAUGUUAUAUGAUAGCUAUUUGAGUCACAUGGCAACUUGUGCACUUCCACAAUAUUUUAAACUACCUCCUGCUAAUGUGAACUAAAUGAAAUGUAUUAAACUGCGUGUCUUGCUCCCUUAGGGCUACAUGCGUCCUCUCAAACAGCCCGAUGGCAGCUCCAUUGUGGACCCUCUGCUGGUGGAUGAGAUGUUUUACCAGAUCCCAGAAAUCCUGGAGCACCAUGAGCACUUCCUGGAGCAAGUGGCCAACUGUGUCGGCCAAUGGCAUGACAGACAGACGGUUGGAAAUAUCCUCGUCCAGUCGGUGAGCAGACAUGUACCGCAUUUGCAGAGUUCUGGCUAUAUUCUGAAUCAUGAGGAUGCAUUUCACCCAGCUGAUGUCAAAUAUGGAUGUUUUUGUCAUUCCAUUAUUCUCCAAGUAAUAAGCUCACUGAGAUUAACUAUUUUUUUUCCAAACAACUGAGAUUUGAAGGUGCUUUAAGAGCUUUAUGUCUCACUCUGACACUAAACUAACUGUGGCAGCCUAUAGAAGGCCUUUAAAACUUGUAUAACUUUUAUGAGAAAGGUAGCCGGGGAAGUUCUGUUUUUUUUUCCCCCUGAAGUUGCCUGAAAUUAAAAGAAAAACACGAUUGAUGAAGCAUGUCGCUGCAGUUUAACACCUCACUGUGUGAGUGUCUGACUAAGGUCUAAAGUUCAGAGUGAUCCCAUCUCAUUGCUGUAGGAAUGUAUUAAGUUCAUGUCAGUAUUGUUGGCUUGUGUGUGUGAAGGAUAAUAUUGGAGUGUGAGAUAGUUAACCCUUUGACACACAAAGUAAUCCUUCUACUUCCCUGACUAUCACCCAUCAUAAACUCAUAAGGCUCUUGGUGUGUUCGAGUAACCGGAGAAUCCUGACAGCGUAAAUCAAAGUGUACAAGUCCCCAAACAAGCUAGAGUUCAAUGAAUGAAAUGUAUUCUUGUAAACCACCAAAACACCAGUGAUCAUAGACAUAGACACGAGACAUGAUUUAAUAGUUUUUAAACCCUACAGGAUAAGAUACAAGGACAAUAUCAUGUCAAGAUUAGUGUUUCAAAUGCUUUUAUCGAGGUCACCCGUUUUUUUAUUGAUGCGCCUUUCUAUCAAAAUGACAUGAAGCUGUUUUAUAGAGCAUAAGUCUAUAGUUGGCAGCACUACAUCAUCUUUUUGUUUUUCCUCUGACCUUUAUGUGACCCAUUUCAAAUUUCCCAUGACCCACUGGUGCCUCUAAACCUAGACUUUGAAAAACAGUGCUCUGAAACAUCCGUGUUUGGCCCGGUUUCAGGUUUCAGUCUUUGAGAGCACAAGAGUGAAGGACUUCAUGUUCAGGCUAACAUUAUUACAUUGAGUCAGAUGUUGGUAGUAGAAAGUGGUAAAAGGACUUGUUGAUUUAUGAAUAGACAAGAGAGUGUUGCAGCAACAAGUUUUUAGGAUUUUUUGAGUGGGGGAAACCCUGAAGCGUCUCUUGCUAUGUUAGUGCUAUUGUUGUUGCUCAGAGCACCUCACAGCUUGAAUGAAACAGAUUCACAGACUCAAUGAAAAGACAAACUGUCCCACAAACAAUGUGAGGACUGCAGAAACCACAAAGGGAGGCAAGUCUUGUAGGUUGUACAUGAUAGAAAAUGUAGGAAAAUUGUUCAAAUUAGAUGUCAGAAACAGUAAAUCUAUGUGAGAGGUGUUUUUCUCUGUCUAGCUGAAGCACUGCAGCUCCUCCACAUUGCUCACAUAGGUCCUCCCUGACACGCUCUCUCCCCUCCCCCCUCCUGUUGUUGCUGCGGCUCUUAAAGCUGCAGCUGCUGCAAGCACUGCAGGCCUCGUUGGCGCAGUAGGCAGCGCGUCAGUCUCAUAAUCUGAAGGUCGUGAGUUCGAGCCUCACACGGGGCAGUCUUUUCUUUCCUCUUCUUGCUACUAUGGUGUAAAUAAAAAUCACAGCAAUGUCCCACUGGUGGCCCUGUUUCACAUAUUGAAUUCCUGAAUUGAUCUCCUUCCUCUUUUUUAAAACCGUGUUUUUUAAUUUUUUGUUAGUCAUCUUUUGUCUCAGUGUUUUAACUCAAAAUGCUGCAUACUGUUCCUGGUUGGACCUCAGACAUCUGUCUUUUGGUAGGGUAUUUCUCGAACUAAAAGAAAGCUCAUGUCAGGAGGAAGAAAAGGUGCUGGAAUCUACAAAUAAACACAUAUUGUAAUCAAUGUCUGUCUCUUCUUCUCUCUUUUAAUGCAGUUCUCCAAAGAGGCUCUAGCUAAUAUGUAUUCAGCUUACAUUGACAACUUCCUCAAUGCCAAAGAUGCUGUGAGGAUUGCCAAGGAGGCCAAGCCAGCCUUUCACAAGUUUCUGGAGGUGAGUGUUGGACAGAGUCACAGGACGUCCUGUUUGUCCUGUUUGUCUAAGUGGCUGCUUUUAUGUGUUUGUCUGGAAAUCCGGGAACCAGUCGAGGAACACUUUCACUCAGCUUUUGGAGCCUGGAAAAUAAACUCUGACCACACUGUGCCAAUACUGAGACCUGCUAAUGCUCAAGUUGAGAAGUGUUUUGUUGUCUCUAUUUGCUGGUGUUAGUAUUAAGUGGAUUUUGAUGUCUUGUUGCAUGCUUAUCCCUUAGUGUGUCUUUAAAAACAGACUCUUAAAAUGCUUACCCUUGCAGUUACUUGAGUUUUGAAACAUCAAGUAUCAAUCUAUGUGAAGUGCAUGCAUGUUAUGAAGGAGAGAAAUUUACUUUAUGUGCAUUUCUGCGCAGUGCUUUGAAAUCGAUCAAAGAGACAUUUUAUUUCCUUAUCCUGCCUCAGAGUUUGAUCCACAAAAAUGUGCAAAUGAGCCCAAAUACAUCAUCUAUACUACAAAGCAUGCACAAAGGUUUAAAAGCAGCAUUAACUGGGGAACAGAGCUAAUGAAGUGUGGGUAUAACACACAUUUUAAUGAGCCAUUAAGCAUUAAUCUGGGUCAAAAGGGGCCACUUUAUUCGACAUCAGACUAAUUUUAACAGCACCUUAUUCAUAAAAAUAGACACUGGUGAAAUAUUAACUGUGUGCCGAGGGUUAGUGGUAACUGUGCUACUCACUUCCAAACUUUUCAGUGAUCAGGAUAACAUCUUUGCCUCUGGGGGACCUAAAAUGAUUACAUCUUUGCAUUUUUUGUUUUAGUAUUACUUUGGCAUCACUAUUAAUUAAACUAUCAGAGGUUUGAUCAGUCUAGGGCAGUCUGUGGCACAACUACAGCACAUACCGGGCUGUUAUGCACAAUAAAAGGUUAGGGUUUAUUAUUCUUAUUAAUAUAGUAUACAUCUGAAUGACCUUCUCUUUACUAACAGGAUGCGAUCUGGACUUAAAAUGGGAAAUUUUUGUCAUAUUUGUCAUGAAUCAAUGACAAACUUGCAUGUGGUGCUCCCUCAGCUCGUCACCUACAUGUGGACAGAACUGAAAGAACUGAGUGUUUAAUUAUUUCUUCCUUGUGAACUGAGACAGAGCAAACAAUAAGAGACGAAUGAUGUGCAGUUCUUGGUGCCUUAGACUGCUGCAGUCAAUCCUUAGUGAAUUACAUUGAGGGUUACAUGCUGAAGGGGAAUCUGUUGUAUGCAACAACACUGCCACUUUGUGGUAGAGACAUGAAGAGCAGCACCACCUGCUUUAGGAGUUUUAAGAGUGAUCCAGUUCCUUUUUGUUUGCUGACAGUCUUUAUUUAUUGCUUCUUUCUUUACAACAGCAAAACAUGAGGGAGAAUAAGGAGAAACAGGCUCUGGGUGAUCUAAUGAUCAAACCGGUUCAGAGGAUUCCCCGAUACGAGCUGCUCGUCAAGGUGAAGUAUCUCCGAACAUUUUAUAGCACUUUCGAUAAAAGAUAACAGUGUGAUUAACCAAAAACUCUCAUUCAGCGGGAUAAAACGUUUUCUCUGUGUUAAUUUUUUCGCUUUUGCAUUAGGACCUGCUAAAGCACACCGCAGAGGAUCACCCAGACCACUCAUACCUACUGGAUGCACAGAGGGACAUAAAGCGGCUGGCAGAGAAGAUCAAUAAGGGCCGUCGCUCUGCUGAGGAGGCAGAGAGGGAGGCCAGGGUCAUCCAGGAGAUCGAGGCGCACAUAGAGGGAGUUGAACAUGUAUGUGGAGAAUUCUAAUCCUGGUCCCAUAAUCCUUCACAUAUGGAUGAUGUUUGCCUAUCUAAUGUUUAACUUAGGAGCUUACUUUCUGGAGAGUCCAUAUCAGUCCUCAUAAAUGAAUCAUGAAAUGAAAGGAAGUUUUCAAAGCUGUAAUUUUUAGAUCCUGGGAUUUUCAGAUUGCUUGUUCUGUUAGCUUGUCAGUUUAAUUCCUAGACCUUGGGAGGGUAAGGCUGCAACAGUUCACAGUUAUCUUUUAUGGUAUGAAUCAAUGUUAACCUCAUUCUGUUUGUGUUUGUGUUAGAUUCUCAACCCUCAGAGGAAGUUUUUGAGACAGGAAAUGGUCAUGGAGGCGGUAAGAGGCACUUAUUAUAUCGACAAAUGUUUGUGACUUUGAAAGAUUUCUAGAUUCCCAGGAAAAUAAGCAUUAGUUAUAGUAAUUUUAAAGCAAUUUUUUGAUUGUGGAGCUUAAAUUUUUAUUUGGAUGCUUCAUUAAUAGAGUGUAGAGCUAAGCUUCUUCCCUCUUCUUCUUUUCACCCUGCAGAAAACAGUUGGUGGGAAAAAAGACCGUUCCCUCUUCCUCUUCAGUGAUCUGAUCAUCUGUACCACUCUCAAGAGGAAGUCUGGCUCAUUAAGACGCAGCUCCAUGAGCCUGUACGCAAUCCACAAACACAUACACACAAAUAAAACCCUGACAGGGAAGGUCAGACACACACAGGCGUCAGGUUUCAGUUAUAGGACCACUCUGCCCUCUGGUGUUAAAAAACAAAUAAUGUUGACAAAAGCAGGGCUUCAGAAUUGACUUGCUGUUCAUCAUUACUCUUUGUUUUCUGUCUCCCUCUCUGUCGCCCUCUCUUGCUCUCAGAUACUCUGCUGCAAGUGUGAUUGACACUUCCAGUAAAUACAAGUUCUUAUGGAAGCUCCCUCUGGAGGAUGUGGAGGUGGUAAAAAGUAAGACACAGAAAUUCUUUGUUUUAUUGUCUGUUUUUCUGAAUCUGAAAAUUAAAUAUUUCAGCUCCAGGGCUUUAACAGGUCUGGUUUCAACAGCGAUGGGAUUCAUAUUGUAAAUUGAACAUUUCUGCAUCAGGUUCCACUCAGGCGACAAACAAAGAGAGCAUCCAGAAGAUGAUCAGUCGACUGGAUGAGGAUCUCAGCACUCUGGGCCAGAUCAGCAAACUGUCUGAGACCCUCAGCUUCCCACAUCAGGUACUUUGUGAUGUGUUUAUUCUUUUUUUUUAUGUUCCAUGAGACGGCCAAACAUCUUACAGUGAUUUCUUUUUCUCCCCCAAGUCCCUGGACGAGGUGAUAAAGGAUCUUAUGGCAUCGGUGCACAGGGAGCUGUCAGAGAAACAGUCACUGGCCUUCAGUAUGACCUGCCUGCCCACAAAACUGGAGUUUACUACAGCCUCUGUUGAGAGCAGCUUUGUCUUUGAGUUUACUUCACCAGAUACACGGUCCAACUUUGAGCAGGCUUUUGAAGAAGCCAAGAAGAAGCUAGGUCAGUGAAAAAAUCUGUUUAGAUUUCACUGGGCUUAAAUUAGACACACAAAGAAGUGGAUGUAGAUGUUUCAUUUCAGUAUCUGCACUCAAAAAACUGAUAAAUUGAUUAAGGUCAAUGCUGCUUUAUCUCAAAAUCAAAGUGUCAUGUUGUCUUUAUAUGUAGCGAUGAACAAGGACCAGUGGGACCCAGAGUUUUUGAAGGCUAUCCCUAUCAUGAAGACACGUAGUGGGAUGCAGGUGAGGACAGCAGAUGUAUAGUUUCUGUAUAUUUGAAAGUAAAAAUCAUGAUCUGCACCAGUCACUUAAACCAUACAAGACAUAUUCACCACUCCUCUUCCUUUAUGAAUCUUUAUCUCUAGUUUUCCUGCGCGUCUCCAAGCCACAGCUGCCCUGACAGUGGCUGUGAGGUCUGGGUGUGCAACAGUGAUGGUUAUGUCGGACAGGUAAGACAAAAUAACAGAAAUGAAAGCUAAGUAUGCCACUCUAAAUUUCUUAAUGUAGUCAACAAUUUGACUGAUGAGUUGCUAAUAUUUGUGAUGUUUUAGGUGUGUCUCCUCAAUAUCAAAGAUGAGCCCACAGUGGAGGCCUGUAUUGCUGUCUGCUCAGCUAGAAUCAUCUGUAUUGCUGCAGUGCCAGGACUCAAAGGACGGUCAGUUCACACACACAACACGACACAAACACAUUUGUAUUCACACAUAAAGGACAACCCACUGAGCAUUCUUUGGUCUAAAAGAGGUCUAAUAGAUGUCUAAAUGUAGCCUAGACGACAGGUCUAAAAUCAGGCUACCACAGGUCCAAAAAUGAAAGUUUUCCAGACGUCUAACUUUCAACCAAGUCUAAAUCUGAGCUAUAUCUAUACUACACUGUAUAUUGCUCAACGGCUAUCAUAAUUAUUUUGGUUAAGUACUUGGAGAUCAGUUAUGCAACUCACAGCUGCUUUAAUAGUUAUGGAAUAAUGGGUUAAAGUGCAACGUCUAAAUUCAGUCUACAAAUAUACAGAAUCUAGACAGUUUAAAUUAGGUAAAAAAAAACCUAGAUGUCUAAUAGCCGUCUAUUGCUUAGUGGGAACUUAGUUUGAGCUGUCUGUGAAGCAUUAAACUCAUACAUCAGCUACAUACUGAUCAUGCCGAACUGAUGCUGUUUUAAUACCAAAGUAGUUUACGACUCCACAUUACAAGUUUAGAAGAAAAAGCAGUCGACCAUAAAGACAAUUACUCAUGACAGAAGGAAGAUUCUUCCAGUGAUGCUUUUCUGACAUCAAGUGACUGGGUAAGCCAAUUUCUAUUUAGGUCAUUAAAUGCACCUUCAGUUAGAUUGCAAAUGCACAUAGUAAUGGAAUCAAUGAAUAAAUCAAUUGUCCUUUAUUGGAGUCAAGAGAUCGCAGAGAGGUGAAGCACACUUACAGGGUUAUCAAGUGCAUCACAAAAGCAAAUUAAGAGAGAUAAAAAGCACAAAUAAAGAAACAGUACUGCGGUUAGCCAAGUGUAAGGCCGUUACCUUCUUUGAACAAGGGGAGGAUUAUCAUAAAAAGUAAACACAGGAAUGUGAAACAGGCCUAUAAUCUUUCUCCAAUGGUAUCACAGAGAAUUAAAGAAUUACAGUUUGGUAAAAUAAAUGCAGUGGUUGGAAAGUCAAUCAUCCAGUUUUUAAAUAUCUACAGAAGUUUCACUUUAAUCCAGAGCUGUAUUUUGUUCCCGGUAGAUUUCACUUAAACUCAAACCAGAAACCGUCAACAGAGCGAGACUAAUGAAGCAAAUCUGAUUAAAUGAAGCAAUAAACAGAAGAUUACAGCAUGUGGAGCUAAAACACCAAACACCUGUUUCUAAGUUGACGCAGUAAAGUUUAAUUUGUGUUGCACCAAACAAAAACCCAAGUGUGUUUCUCUAAAUUUCUUCUAAAUGAAUCUGCCUUUAUCCUUCUGCAUGUCUCAGGGAGCGUGGAUCAGAGCCCACCCUCAUCCCCAGCACUGUGGCACCUGGUCACACUCCUCAGCAGCAGCUUCACAUAUCAAUCUCUCAUUCCUCUCUGGAGCUAACGGAGCAACCUACAGGUUAGUCAACACAGGUUUUGAGAGAUAGUAGAGGAGCUAGAAGAUACCAGAGGAGCUACUUUGAAACUUACAGGGUUAUUGCAGUUAUAUGUCUGUGACUGAUAAAAUGCUUGCUUACAGUACCAGGAGCGGAGCUUGUUCCCUUUGACAGUGAUGACACUGACGAUGAGGACUCCCCCAGCCCUUCCUCUACUCUGCAGAGUCAGGCUAGUCACUCCACUAUCUCAUCCAGCUAUGGCAGUAAGUAAUAAGAAUAGAUACUCAAGUUUCAUAGGCACUUUUUCAAACUCUUCAUACUUACGCUCAUGUUUCUCUGAACUCCAAGAUGACGAGGGUCCAAGCUCAAAAGAUAUGGCUACAGAGACCACCAGCAGUGAGGAGGAGCAGGAGUUCCCUGUGGCAAGCUCUUACGGUACUUCAGGGAUGUUGGGCGUUGGAGGAGGUCGCCCCCAUUCAGAGAGCCCCAUGGAUGGCCGUGCCAUGCGCCGCUCCUCUAGGGGUUCGUUCACGAGGGCGAGUCUGGAGGACCUGCUCAGUAUUGACCCUGAGGCCUACCAGAGCUCGGUGUGGCUGGGCACAGAGGACGGAUGGUAAGUUUUGCACACAGACUUUCUGGAAUAGAUUCAGAUUUGGUUUGUGUUUUGAGUUUAAAAGCUUCUUGUUGUACUUUUUGUUCACUUACUUCUUGAAAUGCUUCUGUUUGCAUUAGCAUCCAUGUGUACCAGUCCUCAGACAACAUCCGAAACCGUAAAAACAGCAUGAAGAUGCAGCACUCCGCCUCCAUCCUCUGUAUACUGUGAGUUGAUUUUAUAAUCACAGCUUUGCCUUCAAAAAUUAUGAUACUAGACUUGAUGCUGUAAAGACAGAAAAAAAUGACAGGAUGUUUUUGGUCUUUUGCAGAUACCUGGACAACAAAGUGUUUGUGUCUUUGGCCAAUGGAGAGGUGAUUGUCUAUCAAAGGGAAGCAGGUAAGCUUUAUGUGAAACAAAGUAGGGGGAGGAUCUCUAAGGAAGGAUUGUCCCAUUAUCACUGAAUUUACAAUGUGGUUUUAAAGGUGUUAAUUUGCACUGUAGGUCAGCUGUGAUCAUCAAAUACAAAGACCAAUCAAAACCUAUUCAUGUGUGUUUUCUUGAUACUAAGUACAUCCUCGUCAUCUCAUUCUGUAGGUAGUUUCUGGGACCCUCAGUCCUCCCAGACGUUAGUUUUGGGCACGCCCAGUAGCCCUGUCACCAAAAUGGUUCCAGUGGGAGGAAAACUGUGGUGUGGCUCACAGAACAGAGUCCUUAUUAUCAACACCACGACAUUGGUACAAGAGGUAGGCACACAUGGACAGACGGUGAGCAGGUGCAAAAAUUAAGCGAUAGAGACCAGUCUGUGUUGAACACAACUCUCCUCUCAUCCCUCUCUUUUCAGCACUGGUUCCAGGUGGGCACUGACAGCAGUCGCUGCGUGACCUGCUUGGUGGCGUACGGUCAGGGUGUGUGGUUGGCGUUGCAGGGCAGUGCACAGGUCAAACUGUACCAUGCUCAGACUCUGGAGAGUUUAACAGAGGUGGACGUGGCGCCUGCUGUGCACAAGAUGCUUGCAGGUAAACACAUGCUGUAAAUAUGGGCACAUAUUUGGUAAAGUAACAUAAUGAUGAAAUGUUCAAUUUUAUUCCAGACAGAAAUUUACUGCAAUAGAAGUUUUCCUUUUACUCAUGCUUUCUUUAUGUUAAUGCUAACCUCCCUCUUUCCCUCAUUUGUAUUCUGUUGUCAUCCUAACCACUUCUCCCUCCUGACCUGACCUCCAUCUUGUCUUCUUUUUCUCUUGCUCUUUUCAGGUGCGGAUGCGAUUAUCAGGCAGCACAAGGCUGCUUGUCUGAGAAUUACAGCACUGCUGGCCUGUAAGGAUCUGCUCUGGAUUGGCACCAGUGCAGGUAAAACACAUUAAAUCUAAGUAACCUUAAAUGCAAAUUAUGUUUUCAUUAAACUGGAGAGCAUUUUGUUUCUUUCCAUAACUGUACCAGACAUUAAAAUGAAAUGUUUAUUUACAUAAUACAGCAAAACGUGCCAGGAAACUGUUAGAGAUCAUGAAAAAUAGAUCAGCUCUGUGGCAUAAACAAAGAUUUUCUUACUUAUUUCUCUAAAUUCUUUUGGUCACUUUGAUUGGAAAAGAUUGGAAAAUAAAUAGCAAUCAUCUUUCUCUGGCUUUCAAUUACAUAAGGACCGGAAAACUGUGCACACUGACUUUAUUCUACAGAAAAUGUCAAGACUUUUUAUGACUGUUUCAUAAUCUGUUGGAUGCAUGAAUUAAGCUGAUGUUCUUCUGCAGGGGUGGUACUCACACUGGCAAUCCCAGCAGUGAGCUCAGGAACUGGGGCUGGGACGCUCAAGACUCCCCUGGCGCCAAUGGGUUCGGCCCACGGUCACACGGGUCAUGUGAGAUUCCUGACAUCGAUUGAACUACCGGAAGGGUUUGACAUGAACUUCCCUCCUACAGCUACUGACUCCACAGGUGGUUACUGUGUUUUUAAUGUCUAACUCUUACUCGUCAAAAGUUUGAGAAGAUCAUUUUUACCAUUAAACUUUUGUCCCUUCGUCUCUGUCCCAGGGAACCAAUCACAGAGCGGCGGCACAGUUGAUGGGAACCUCCAGAGACGUGACUCCCCUCGCCGCCGGACUUCUGCACACAUCUCUCCUAAAACCAAUCACCUAGUAAUUUCUGGUGGUGAUGGCUAUGAAGACUUCAGACUGACCAAUAGCAGUGAAACAGUGGGACGGGAUGACAGUACCAACCAUCUUUUACUCUGGAGGGUCUGAGACAUCAAGUUUCGCACUUUUAACCCGCUCACUCUCCCUCUUGCGUGGAACAAUGCACAAGUUCCUCCUCCUCCUACUCCAGUCAGUCGCCUCACUUUUCGGUGUUGUUCUUUUGGUCUCUCGCUCAGUCCAGCAGUCUCUAUGUGCAAAUUAUUGCUGUCAGCUCCCUCUGUGACUUAUUCAGACUCAGUUUUAUUGUAUUUUGUUCAAGGUGAUGUGCAUUUUUCCUUGCUGAAUGGUAUCUGUGCAUGUCUGUGCUGUCCAGAGAAGUGUCUUUAAUACUCAAGUCUCACGUGAAGGAGACAGGAGAAGAUGAAUGUGAGGGAAAAACUUGGACUGAUGCACGUGUGUUGAAAAUAAAGACAUGCAGGAAGAACAGAGAAGAGGAUUUGACUCUGCAGAAUGUCAAUGCACAGGAGCUGGACUUGGACAUCAACCCCUCUAUUCCACCAUCAUGUCAUCUUUGAACUACAAAUAAUAAACCUCUUGAUUAUCAGAGGUUAAUGUCGUGAGCAAUGACAUGAACUUCUACGAAAUGAAACAAAGAUGAUUGAGAAACCGGAUUGGCUGGGUUUUGACAAAAGCCCCUGCUGGCAGAGCCAAGAUCAAGUAAUUCUGGGUUUGAUAAUAUUUCAUCCAAGUGAGAUCGCUUAGUCAUCCUCACCUUUGAAGAAGAAGAAGAAGAGUCAAUAAGAGUAUCAUUUAAGUGCAAUAUAUUGUUAGGGGUAUAACACAUGCACACACUUUAAUACCCAGCCUUCACUCACUGAACCUGAAAACAUAGAUGUGUUUUUCUACACUGAUAAUCAUGCUGUUUUUCAUUUCUUUUCAUCUUUGCUGCCGUUAUAAGACAUCACCACAGAAGAUGCCCAGCUUUAGAGCUGAGUAGAAAAAAGUGCAUUGGAGACAUUCCUCCUUAACGUGACUAUGCCAAAGCCUUGUUUGUGUUUAAUUUGUAACUUUAAGAAAUCUAAAAAAAAAAGUUGCAUUUGCCAUGAAUAAGUUUUUUUGAAGUUAAAAUCAGGAGAGGACUUCAGACUCUUUAAAAAUGAGUCCAGGCAGUGUGGCAGCAGAUGCCAAUAGUUUUGUACAGUAUUUAUGGUUUUUGAUUUUUAGCGCUUUCUUUUGCAGCACUUAAUUUAUAGAAGAUGUAGCUUUCACUUUUUUGUUGUCGGGUUGAAGAACAAUGUCUGGCAUGUUUGGUUUAGGCAAGCAGACAACGGGGGCAGGAGUUUAGCUGUUGUAUCCGGUCAUAAUUUCGAGAUAAAUAAAUGUAAGAAACAGGCCCUGAAUGAAAAAGGGCUGGGGAUAAUUUUGUCAUUAUUUAUCUAUGAACUAUUUGCAGCCACAAAAUAAUCAAGACAGCAAACUGAUAAGUUGUCCAAUCAAUUCAAAUUCCUCCCAUGCUGUCUCAGCACCUAAUAUGAUACUUAUUUUCAAAGGACAAAACACAGUCACGAUCACAGACCGAAAUGUUCACAUUUGUUUAAUAGUUUUUGCACAUUUCUGCAAUUAUUUCACAUGAAAAUAAAGCCCCAAUUCUUCUCUUCUACUAUGACUGCACAAACACUGAUUUAAGAGCCGUAUGCAAGUAGGUUGUAAGUGCAAGAGGAGAGUGCACAAGAUACAGAGUAGGUCAGAAGGACAAAUGGUGAGCACCUACACGUGCCUUCAGAGGGCUCAAAGUUAAGCCAAUUAAACACACACGCACACUCACAUACUCGCAGUCAAAAGUCAGCUCUGGCUCGUCCUGCAGCAGAUGUCUAGUGAAGUAAAAGGGUGGCUCUGGUUUGUCCUUGUGCACACGUUAGCCUGAGGCUUUACAGGUUAAGCAGUGAUUGUCUUUUAUCCCUCCAAGCCUAGAAAACCUCGUUGCACUUUGCCAUCUGGACCCUUCACCUCAGAUUUCCCCCACUUCACAAAUGCAUCAACAGUAGGUUAACUCUCCCAUAGUCGUCGCUGCAAACACUUAAGAGGAUUUGCUGGUUGUUGUGAUAGCCGAGCUGGUUCGACAUUUAAAGAAGCAUGGUGUUUUAAGUUUGAGUAAAGAGUUGGUAAAAGAUGAACACCACUGUGAUAUAAACAAAAAUCCAGUCAGAAGCCCAUUAGCUUAGCUUAGCUUAGCUUAAUUGUUGUCCAAACAUAAAAUUGAAUCUGAUUGGUUACUUUUUCUGUCUUUUUAAGGACUGUAACCUGUUUACUCUUGUUUAUAGUGUCGAUGCUAAGCUAAGCUAACCGGCUUCCAACCAUACUUGGAAAUCAGACACUCUUUUUGCCUCACCGCAGAGACUGAACAAUAAAAUGCUAGUUCUUUUCUCUGUUAUGUAGCUAAUCAAGUGUUUUACAGUCUGUUUGAAACAAAUGUUGUCUCAGUGCUAAAGUUGCCGUGAAACCCUCCAACAAAAAUGCUGUAUAAAAAUGCUAACUAAAGCGACAGGAUUGUUCUCUGCAGUAUGGAGUCAGCAUCCGUGAACAGUAAAAAUUCACCCUCAGCUCACAAAUAUAUGUUAAAUGACCACAGUCUCCUAAUCCUACAUACCACCGCUGUGCAAUCUUUGCUGGUAGCCUACCUGUAAUUUUUUGAGCAGAAUUUCUUUAACUUCAACCUGAAAGGUGUGAAAAUGUUGCAGUGGUAGACAGGUAGGAGGGGUGUAUGGCCCCAGUUCACCUACUUUGGGUGUAAUAUCCAUCUCUAGGUGUUUGAUAAAUCAGAAUUUCUCAGCAUUCAUGUCCAUGUCCAUUCCAGCUAUUUUGUUUCACAGCUCCAAUCAUGUUUUCCAUCAAGGUUUGACUGAAUGAUUCUCAAUUUAGAUUGACAUUUUACUUCAAAACCUGAAUAAUAACUUGUCCUCAAAGGAGAUGUGUCCAUGGGGGAUCAUAUUUCAGUGUGUGCGUGAUAGUUUCUAACCCAGUGUAUUGAUAGCAGUAUAGCAUGCACACACAAAUGGAUCAUAGAUGUGACUUAAAGCUAUUUUUUUCCAGUCUCGAGAGAAAGAAGUAUUUUUUGUGUUAAAAACAGAAUAUUUACCUAUAAUUUUUCACCAUCACAGCAUCCUAUUAUCACUGUAACCUUCAGCAACUUGUAAGUAACCCCCUCAUGUCCGUAUGUGAAAGAAGUCUUUAUUGUUGUAAAUAUUAGUAUAUUGCCUUUUUCUGUAAAUAGUGCACCCAUGGUCCUCAAUUGUUGAUAUGAAUCUAAUGGCAUAUUUUUAUAUAUUUGUGUAAGUUUUUUGUUUUUUUUUGUACUAUUUUCUCCUUUUCUUUUCUGGCAUGUGCUGUCAGUGACGUUUAAAUUAUAACUGUCCUAGGUCUUAAAAACCGAUAUGGCGUCUGUUGUAAUUUCAGUGACAGACAGAUAAAGCUUCGGCGUUGAUGUCUUUGUCUGCUAGCCGUGUUAGCUCCAAAUCAUAUGCCUGCCAUGUCACAGACUUCUACAUGAAGGAAAACAAAAUGUGGCAGUUUUCCUCCGACCACCGGGACAUCAUGACUGUGUUUAUCUCUGCCUCUGGUUGACAUCUUUCAGUUGUCAAGGUUACAGUCUAUCAGAAUAACUUCCUGUAUGUAGCUGUUUUUCUGUCACUGUGGGUUCUUCUUUGUAAUUAAAUCAGAUCACUGGUGUCAGUUUUUGUCUCAGUUUUUGAGUCUCAUAAAACUCAAGUAUUUGCCAUGAAACCAUGAAAUGAUACUGCUCAAGAUGACACCAGGCUCCAGCUGAUUACACGCUUUUCCAAGGAACACAGCAAACACCAGAUGAUGAGUGGGAAGUUGAGGAAGGAAGCAAAGAAACAGUUUACAUUAGCAUGUGUUAAAAGCAGAUAUUUAAUAGGAAGGAAAUGACACGAUGUCGCCAUGUUCCUGAACUUGAUGUCACUCUGGGUUAUUAAAGGCGAGUGUUUUAUUCUUAACAAUGUCACAAUGACUUCGCAUAAAAAGGAUUGAAUGGUUAUAAAUGACAGAAAAAUGAUCUGUGAGUUUAUGAGGAAUAAUGUGCAUACUUCUUUUAGGGCUUCUCAAAGCAAAAGGGCUUUUUGGUUCAACCCCAGGCUGAAAACACGGUGCACUAAAUGUCCUUUAAUGACCCUUAAUUUGGAAAAAUAGGAAAGGCCCUUAGGCUGGGCACAGUUUGAGUCUGGCUUCUCAUUGCCCAAAAAUAUCCUUGUUGGAGUUGUCUUGUAACUUUCAAGUUUUUGGAUAGAUUCUGCGACAGACUGAAAUAAACAAUGAUACCUCUCUAUGAUGUGCAAAAGCAAAUGAGACGAUUAAUGACAAGUUUAACAGUUUCUUUAAUACCAUUUUUAAUGCUUCUAAGCAGCUUUGGUUACUUUUCCUAUAGCAGAUAUUCGCGUCAAAAUUGUCAAAAAACAACAGGAGUAAAUUUUGAUCACUUUUAAGAUCACUGUCACGCUAAGAUCAUGGGUGUGAUGAAAUUUUCCAAUCUUUUGUACCCACAGCCAUCAGAAUUUCACACUCUUUUAUAAAUAGUAGGUGACUUUUUAGACAUGACAAAUGAGACGUCAGACGAUUGAAUUUCCCUUCGAGGACCAAUAAAGUUAUUCUUAUUCUUAUUGUUCUUAUUCUUAUUUGCAAAGUUAUAAGGUCACCGCUUUUUCCACAGGGGGGUUUCCACAGUUGAGAAAGACAAAGUUCCUCAGGGGAGCUUUAAAGGGGACAUAACAAACCCCCUUUUAACUAUUUACAACAAUUCACAGAGGUCUAAAUGAAACAUCUGUAUAAUCCUCUGGUCAAAAAAUGUCAGUCGUGGGAGGCUUUGAGUGGCUGGAAAGGCCAAAGUCACGUGUAAGAGGUCAGGCUUGUGAUUGAGGUGAUGCAAUCAGGUGUUUUUCUAUUCAAACCCAACUGGUCAAACUCCCUUUUAAACCUAAAUAAAGCUUGGUUUGUACUUCUAUGUGGUCUUUGCUGUCCUGAGCACUACAUUUCAUGGCUGUUUUUGCAAGAAAACAAGAUGACUGACUCAAAGUAUAUGGUGUUUGAGUUGAUAAAUGUUGAAUGGCAGUUGAUCAUCCUGCAGUUUUUGCAAAGAAGAAAAUACAGAUGACAGAGGAGACAUUGUAUAGCCAGUGUACAUGCAGAGAACAAUACUACCUCGCACACCAAUCAUCGGGCUUGUAAUCUGCAUCGUUACAUUUUUGAGGAGGUUUAAAUUAGGCGACAUACAGUAUGUAGACUUCUGUGUCGGUAGAGGACAUUAUAUAAGAAUAUGAUAAGAAUCUACUCAUAUCUUCAGGUGCACCUCUUGUCUCAUGUUCUUCGUAGUAGUCCCAUCAACAGGAACAGGGUCCCCAUUGUAGAUUACACAAGAAUGCCUCAUCCUUGCUCCAUUAUUCAUUCAACUUUAACCCACUGACCCACAAAGAACAGUAUUGUGAUAUGAUAGCUGUACACUGUAUGAAUGCACACUAUUCAGAAUACUUAAAAGCAAAUGUUGCCCCUUCCUCCCUAAUGGCCACACAUACACACAUAGAAAUACACGAGUUUUGGCUCCCUGCACACACAGAGUAUUCAAAGGAUGCAUCAAACAGUGAAGCUGUGUGCGACGAAUGAAAGGAGCAGCACAGAGACUCAGCUGUGACUGUCAUGAAUGACUGACUGAUAUUGUCAGUCAUUGACUCACUCUGACUCACUUCAGCCCAGCGGAAGAGCCUAGGCCUGAAGAAAUUUCCUCCAUUCACUGAAAUUAGAUUUGUAGUGUAGUUUGUGUGUUACAAUUGUCAUUAUUGACUCCAGCCACCUACAUAAAGCAUUAAAACACAACAUGGUUUGUAAAGUACACACAUUAUAGGACCUCCAACUUUAUUUCUAUGACUUUGUUCUUUGUCUCAUUGGGCAUCAGGGUGAAAAAACAUAAUAGGAAGUCUGAUUAUUUCUGGUAAAUUCAUUGGAAUAUUUCACGUCAUAUUGUAUUACAUGUUGCUAUUGGAAAAGAACAGGUGAAUAUCAUAAACUAAUGAUGGCUGAAUUCCAUUUAGCUGCUUUAGUCUCGCUGUCUGGCUUUACCAGGCCCAGGAAUAGAACCAUGUUAAUGUUAUUAGCAACACCUGUGCUUUUCCAGCAGGAACAAGUCAGACUAUAGGGAAGAGUGGGGUAAGAUGAGCCAUUUUUCAUCUUUCGGAUCACUACAUCAAGAAAAUUCUACUUUUGUCUCUCACUAGUGUAUCUGCAUAUAUUUCAAGAUGUUGUGCAUCCUUGUAAACCAACAGAAUGAGUGUAAACAUAACUGUCUUGAUGAUGUAGCAUGCCAAAAAAACUGACCCUGUGUAUGGGGUAAGUUGAGGCCGUAUCCGUACUAACCCCCCACUGUCCACCCCAACCC
This is a messenger RNA of Xyrichtys novacula (pearly razorfish), 73275 nucleotides long. The record is from the annotation of a GenBank genome assembly. NCBI's taxonomy places the organism in Eukaryota, Metazoa, Chordata, Actinopteri, Labriformes, Labridae.